AUGUCAUCUCAUGAGUUUCUGCCAAACAGGUAAGAUAAUCAGGCCAUGGUUAAAAAUGAUCAAUUGUUCCUGUUCUCAUAGGACUUGUAGAGAAUCUCUGUGUUGUAUAUAAUCAAACCAAUUUGGAAGAUAUUGUGUGUGUGUGUGUGUGUGUGUGUGUGUGUUCGUGUGUGUGCGUGUGUGUGUAGGGAGGUGAGGGGGCAGAGAAAAUGUCACUUUGGAUCCCCUCUGCAUGACUCUAAGCCCACACGUGUUGCAGCUAGUCUGUCCCCAUUGCAACUCGCAUGGAUGACAGAUGAACAAAUCGCCCUCACCCUGGCCCAAUGAAAAACCCAUCUCCUUUCACAUUCAGCGGGCUCUCAGCAAAUGGGGCUGCUAUUUAGAGAAGAGGUGCGUCCCAAGUGGCACCAUAUAUUCCCUAUUUAGUGUGCUACCUUUGACCAGGGCCCAUAGGGCUCUGGUCAAAGGUAGUGCAUAGGGAAUAGGUUGCGAUUUGGGAUGGAGCGAAGGUCUUUGCUUCUUUGCUUCCCAAAUGGCCCAUGAACCCAUUAAGACGACGCAGAUCAAAUAGCUACAUAUUAGGAAUUUUACAGAGCCGUUUCAGGCUGGCCCGGACCGACUAUAAAUGUAUCGAUGUGAUAUCAUCCUCUUUUUGGAUAGAAUUAGAGUAGAGUUUUUCUUCCAAUGGCUUUCUUUAUGCAUGGGUGUAUCGUUGUAAGCUUUUACCACAUAGGACUGUAGGUGCGAUAUUGAGAAGGUACUGCUACAGUACAGCAUGUAUAGAUUAAGAGAAUGGGUCCUAGCACUGAACCCUGUGGGGCACCGCAGGUUAUGGACUCCUCCCAUCUUGUCUUUCCAAUGAUGAGGUAUUGCUUUCAGUUAGAAAGGAAGGUACAGUACAUCCAAACAUAUUACAGGGGCAGGGGACUGCCUACAAACAGAUAGAAUGAACAAUGACAAGCAUUUACAGUAAAUUGACAUAAGUCGCAAUGCACUCUGGAUGAUUUUAGGCGUAACUGGUAAAUGAUACCGUAAAUUCUAAAUGAACUUUGGUUUAACAGUACAUUACUGUAAAAAUGUGCGUUAUUUCGAAUGGUACUGUAAUUCCACCCCACAGAAUACAGUACCCUACCGUAUUUUUGGAGCGCCAAAAACGUUUUGACCACUAGUGGGUGCAUGAUAUUGUUGUUUCUGGCUCAUUAACAUGUUUUUAGGUGUGCCUUGUAAGAGGCUACAUUUGUUGUACCCGUUAGUGAGAGUGAUGUUCCGGUUGCCUGUAAGUUACCUUAAAACAACGAUACCAAAGAUUACGGUAAGAGUAUUUGUUAACGUAAAACGACUACAGUAGCAUUAUUGGUACGGUAAAUCAGUUACAGUAACAGUAUUGGAUACCGUAAAAUACUGUACGGUAACAUACGGUACCUUCUUUAACGGUAACAUACAGGGAACUGGCUGCCAGUAAGUUACCAUAAAGUGUCUGUAGAGUACACUGUUGAGACUAUCAGCAAAUGAGCAGGCAUCCGUGCUCUUUUUCCAGUAAUAUAUAUAGGCAGCUUUUAAACAGGGCAUGGUCAAUGCCAAAUCAGUUAUGGUUGUAAAGUGUUAUAACUCUUUCACCAUGGGGCAAACCUGCACACAGUGCACAAAUUACGGGGGAUCAUGAGCUCCCCUAAAUGCAACAAAACUCAAACUUUAGUCAAACUUUAGUCUCUAACCAUUCUCCUUGUUGUUUAAAAUGCAAUUUUGUACUGCUAUUCUACAGUGGCAAAUAUGAAAAUAAAAGCUUAUUCCAAAUUAAACAAACACCCCCACAUCUCUGUCAUGGUUUAACCCAGUGACACAGUUGGUUUAGGUUCUUUCAAUUACAUUUUACAGUUUAGUCAUUUAGCAGACGCUCUUAUCCAGAGCGACUUACAGUUAGUGAGUGCAUACAUUUUUCAAUCGCAUUCAUCUCCUGUCUGCCACUCUCUCUCUGUCUUCCCACUGGGCACAUACAUCAAUUCAAUGUGUAUUCCACGUUGGUUUAACGUAAUUUCAUUUGAAAUGACGUAGAAACAAUGUUUAUUCAACCAGUGUGCGCCCAGUGGGUUGAGCUUUCGCAAGCAAACUUGCAACAUUGUGUCCACUGGGUCCUGCCCGCUAGCAAACUUGCAACAUUGUGUCGACUGGGUCCAGCCCGCUAGCGAACUUGCAACAUUGUUUCAACUGGGCCCUCACAGUUUUCUGCACGGAUGAGCUCGGGACAGACAAAGCUGUACUUGAAUCCAGUAUUUCAACCCCUUUCCAGGUGUCACAAUUUUUCUUUUAACAAAAAAGGUACAUUUGUCAGCAAAACGCAUCAAUGAAUUCAGGCUACAAGAGUGUAGGCCUAAUGACAGUCGAUGAAUGUCAUUACACCUUUUGGUGUUUUGUAACAGAUGUCUCUUUUCAUUGAUCAAAUGGCGGGUGCACAGUGCACUGUUUGGAUGCUGGAAUUAUUUUGGAGUGGACAAAUGUGCGCAGGUAGCCUACUUUUUUAAAUGAUUUGUUUGACAAUCAAAUGAGAACAUCAUGACUGGUUGUGUUAAUGCCACAUCAAAGGUAAUACAUGUUUACCGUUUAAAUACAUGUCUUUACUAUUAGGCCCAUAACAAACAAAAAAAUGCACGCGCAAAUAGGAAGUCCCUUGAUAAAAUUUUACACCCCCUGAAUGUCACAGUAUAAUUCACACUUUGCCUGCAUGUCCUAUCUCUUAUGUGAAAUUAUUUAACCGGGGGAUCUUACUAACGACUCCAUUGAUCAACUCAUGACUGUUGCCAUAGAAACACAGUGUGUGUUUUGUCUUUCACAUAAACUAUUGAGUGUUGUGCUGUGGUGUUGGACUGUCUCUCAGGGCCUGUUUGGACAUCGCCCCCAGCCAAGUGUGAAUAACGGGCUCCAGGAGAGCUCUGUUUGUGUUUGUGUGUGUGUGUGUGUGUGUGUGUGUGUGUGUGUGUGUGUGUGUGUGUGUGUGUGUGUGUGUGUGUGCGUGCGUGCGUGUGUCUGUGUCUGUAUGCGUGUGCACGUGUGUGUGCGGGAGCAGGAGCAUUUUUGCGUGCCAUCGUGUUGAUGCCUAUUUUUGCACUAUUCAGGCUUAAUUCAGAUUAGUAUUUAACAGUUAGUGAAUAUAUCCAUGUAGACUUUGAAGGAGGGGGAAUUAGAUUGUGAGUUGCUUGGUCUCGUGUUGUCCCUCUGCAUUCUACCCACGUUUCUCCCAUAUUUAGCUCACCAUAGGAUUACAUUUAGUAACCAAGUUAAAACCACUGUCUUCCAUGCUUUCCUUACGGACAGUCGUGUUUAUGAUUUAUUGCUUUAUUGCCCCCCUACCUUACACUAGGGUGGAGGGGGGGGGGGGCACACUGGUAAUGAUCAGAGAUGAUGACCAACCCAAACUAAUCACUUAACUAUAUGCUGAGUAUACAGUACCUCUAGACUGGAGGUUAUAUAGGCACUUAUAGUAACAAUGAGGUAGUGAGGUAAUAUAAUUACAAUGAGGUAAUAUAGUCUAGCUUUUUUUCUAUAUUCUGAAUAAACCAUUUACCCAAAUUGUCAUUGAUAUACUGUUUCAUAUCUUCAAAUACUCCAUAGCAUGGGAUUAAAUGUGACCAUUGUGCUGUCACUGGGACUGGCUUUGUGGCUUUACUGAACAGGUAGUCUCUCGGGACAGCCUUAAAGGGGCAAUCCGCAGUUGAAACAAUAACAAAGCGGCCACAAUACAGAGUAGAGCCAUGGUGAGUGAAUGAGUCAAGCCACUGCAAUAACAUGCUUCGCAACUCAGGGUACAGUGUCACAAAUAGGUUGGGAUUGCUGCUUGAAAGAUUUCAGAGUUAGUUUAAUAUUGUAAGACUCAUGGCUCUAUUCGAUCAAGCCUACAUUGCAAUAUUUAUGUAGCAUGUCAACUAUAGUCUUUCGUGGCCAUCCUUCCAAAUCUCGUCUUAUGGAUCGUACUAAGAAUAGAGUACAUUUUAUGUCCCUUAGAUUUUUUAAAGUAAGAAUUGUGCACCAAUAUUGAAUUUUAAAAGCCUGUUAUAUUAAAUGAAGUACCCUUUAAAAUAGACCACAUGGAAAGUUCAAUACAUUUUGAUAUGAAUAAAGACUUGCUAAAGUGCAAAAACUCUGGAUUUUGACAUGUCCCUCGUCCUGUUUUUCCGACAUCUAUUUCAAAACGGAAAACAAAGAUGAGUGCUUCUUAUUGAACAAAUUCAGAUGGUUUCGUGCCUACUGAACAGGACCCGGAAGUAUCUCGUUACCCAUCAGCUGCCGUGGUUACAUGCUCGAGGUAGAAGUUGCUCUCAACCACAGACAUAGAUGUCUGUUACUGUGAUCAACUGGGUGUGAAAACGGGGUCAUCGGCACUCCGCAAACUGUGUUAGCCUGCUGAGCUAAAGCCUUAGGAAUAAGCUCAGGGAGCUAAAGUGAGUCUUCAGGUCUCAGACAAGGUUACUCCUCACACGUGUCCUUUACACCAGAAAGUGGCUAGUCUGGAUAACUUUAGCAAUUGAAGACUCUUCCUUCUUCUUCCCACAGACAUGAUGACUUGAAGGAGAUGCUGGACAGCAACAAAGACUCCCUGAAGCUGGAAGCUAUGAAGAGGAUUGUGGCUGUGAGUACUGCUGUCAUCAUCUCCACUGUCAACCACCACCAUCUUCUAAAAAAAACUCACUGGGCGAAUCUCAGAAGUCUUUCCUUGAUUACUCAGGAGGAGGCGAGGAAUCAAGCACAUGAGGAAUCUUUGGAAAAUACUUUCAAGAUUCUUUCUCUCUCUCUCUCUCUCUCUCUCUCUCUCUCUCUCUCUCUCUCUCUCUCUCUCUCUCUCUCUCUCUCGCUCUCUCUCUCCCCCCCCCCCCCCCCUUACUUUCAAAUCUGCUUUCAGAGCUAAUGCUGUAAUUUAGAAAUUUCCACCCCAUGUCCAAGGUAAAGUUUCAGAUCUUACUCUUUGAGUAAUUCUGAUUUCUGUAAAUACACAUUGCGGCCCUCAAGGCUCAAAGUAGCAUCAUAGCCCACAAUAUUUUGGAAAUCAUAGAUGGCAUUUAUCUUCUAUCCAUCUAUAUCUUCUAUCCUUCUGGUGGUUGAUAAAUUGUCUUAGUCCUAGCUUCAACAACCAUCAGUAGGUGUUAGUCUUCUAACUCGUUGUCUGAGUUACCCUCCCGACUGUCCCAAUUAGCCCAUACGUCAGUGGCACCCUUUGCAUUUUCCAAUCGACAUCUAUUAUGAAUACGGUUGCUUUAAAAUAUUCAUGAUAUUAAUUAUGUAAUUGUAAAGGCAGAACAGUUUAUUUUCUGGAGUACAUUUUCUGCUACUGUCGAAAAUGUGCUUGCAAUCGAAGAGGGCGUACUCCUCAUAACAAGAAUAGCCUGAGGGAUUGAAGUUGAAUAUCUGCCAUUCCUAAGACUGAACCCAGGCGUCCCAUUAAAGACGACAGCUGUAAGAGAAAGCGAGAGAAUAUUCAUUAUCGGUGUCAGUUUCUUACUACUGAAGCAGAGCAGCCAUCACUGCAUAAUUUAUAUCUGAGAAGCGUUAGAGAGGUGGAGGGAAAAAUUUUGCUAGGCCGAGUAAGUUUGUGGCCAAAUAUAAGUCUGAUCAACUGCGAAUGCAGGUUGCCGCCACCAGUACUGUUACGCAAAGGAUAAGGUUUCAUGUUCUACUUUGAUGACAGUAUAGGAGAAUUGGUUAACAUCUUUUAAAACCCCCAUGCAGUCUUUAUUUUUUUUAUAUUUUUUAUCAUCACUGUAUGUCUAAUAAACCACUGGGUGUGUUUAUUUGAUGAAAAUAACUCCCAAAUACAGUGGGGGAAAAAAGUAUUUAGUCAGCCACCAAUUGUGCAAGUUCUCCCACUUAAAAAGAUGAGAGAGGCAUGUAAUUUUCAUCGUAGGUACACGUCAACUAUGACAGACAAAUUGAGAAAUCACAUUGUAGGAUUUUUAAUGAAUUUAUUUGCAAAUUAUGGUGGAAAAUAAGUAUUUGGUCACCUACAAACAAGCAAGAUUUCUGGCUCUCACAGACCUGUAACUUCUUCUUUAAGAGGCUCCUCUGUCCUCCACUCAUUACCUGUAUUAAUGGCACCUGUUUGAACUUGUUAUCAGUAUAAAAUACACCUGUCCACAACCUCAAACAGUCACACUCCAAACUCCACUAUGGCCAAGACCAAAGAGCUGUCAAAGGACACCAGAAACAAAAUUGUAGACCUGCACCAGGCUGGGAAGACUGAAUCUGCAAUAGGUAAGCAGCUUGGUUUGAAGAAAUCAACUGUGGGAGCAAUUAUUAGGAAAUGGAAGACAUACAAGACCACUGAUAAUCUCCCUCGAUCUGAGGCUCCACGCAAGAUCUCACCCCGUGGGGUCAAAAUGAUCACAAGAACGGUGAGCAAAAAUCCCAGAACCACACAGGGGGACCUAGUGAAUGACCUGCAGAGAGCUGGGACCAAAGUAACAAAGCCUACCAUCAGUAACACACUACGCCGCCAGGGACUCAAAUCCUGCAGUGCCAGACAUGUCCCCCUGCUUAAGCCAGUACAUGUCCAGGCCCGUCUGAAGUUUGCUAGAGUGCAUUUGGAUGAUCCAGAAGAGGAUUGGGAGAAUGUCAUAUGGUUAGAUGAAACCAAAAUAGAACUUUUUGGUAAAAACUAAACUCGUCGUGUUUGGAGGACAAAGAAUGCUGAGUUGCAUCCAAAGAACACCAUACCUACUGUGAAGCAUGGGGGUGGAAACAUCAUGCUUUGGGGCUGUUUUUCUGCAAAGGGACCAGGACGACUGAUCCGUGUAAAGGAAAGAAUGAAUGGGGCCAUGUAUCGUGAGAUUUUGAGUGAAAACCUCCUUCCAUCAGCAAGGGCAUUGAAGAUGAAACGUGGCUGGGUCUUUCAGCAUGACAAUGAUCCCAAACACACCGCCCGGGCAACGAAGGAGUGGCUUCGUAAGAAGCAUUUCAAGGUCCUGGAGUGGCCUAGCCAGUCUCCAGAUCUCAACCCCAUAGAAAAUCUUUGGAGGGAGUUGAAAGUCCGUGUUGCCCAGCGACAGCCCCAAAACAUCACUGCUCUAGAGGAGAUAUGCAUGGAGGAAUGGGCCAAAAUACCAGCAACAGUGUGUGAAAACCUUGUGAAGACUUACAGAAAACGUUUGACCUGUGUCAUUGCCAACAAAGGGUAUAUAACAAAAUAUUGAGAAACUUUUGUUAUUGACCAAAUACUUAUUUUCCACCAUAAUUUGCAAAUAAAUUCAUAAAAAAUCCUACAAUGUGAUUUUCUGGAUUUUUUUUCCUCAUUUUGUCUGUCAUCGUUGACGUGUACCUAUGAUUAAAAUUACAGGCCUCUCUCAUCUUUUUAAGUGGGAGAACUUGCACAAUUGGUGGCUGACUAAAUACUUUUUUCCCCCACUGUAUAUAUUUUUUCAUUUCGCUUAGCCUCCUUAUAUAUAUAUUUAUAUACACAGCCCUGAUUGGCGGAUAGGAUUGUCUAGACCAGGGGUGUCAAACAUACGACCCACGGGCCGGAUCCAGCUUUCAAAUUAAUACAACCAAAUUGAAACUGUGUAGAAAUGUUAAUGGACCUCUAUUCAUACCGUUUCUUGACUGUGUCCAACUCUCUAAUAAUCACCAACUGCCAGGGAGCAUCGAAAAUUCCCAAAAUGAUGGAUAGAGGACUAUUUGUAGUAAAUGUUGAAGGCGAGGAAAUAUAACUAAUUUUCAGUGCAGCCCUCCGGACCUCGUUGAAGACCAAAUGUGGCCCCCAGGGCAAAAUGAGUUUGACACCCUGGUCUAGACUCUAGAGCCUACCCCGCUUACCCCUUCAAAGUAGGAGGAUACAUAUGCAAAUAAAAUAUGUGAUGUCAUGCUGUGGGUCUCCAUCCCACCUGAACAGGCUGAAAUUCCAGGUGUAAUUAUUUUUUUUAGCUCUUACACUAAAAGGGCAUUAUCAUCAUUUUCACAAUUUCAGUGUUAUUUCAACCUCCAUAGUGUGGAAAUACCAUAAAAAAUCUGAAAAAAAUCAAGUUUUUGACUGCACUGCCCCUUUAAAGGUAGAUUCAACGAUAUGACAUCAUCAUACACAGCAGGGCAACUUCCUAUUACAGACAUCAACAAUAAAAAGCAUGAGCUGAUGCACAGCCAAGAAUGUUUGCAGAGUUGCUGACUAACAGAGAGUAAACUGUAACAAUUUAAACAUUGUUUAUUUCAUUAUAUUUUUAUGCUGACAUCAACAAUUACAAACUUCAUAUCUAAUAAGAAUACUACUAAUUGGCUCAGCCCAAUGUGGGCUUAAAGGGGAAUAACGGCAAAUUUCGAAAAUGUGUCUUUGUUCUGAAACCUCUGACUCAUUGUUAGACUGUCUGUCAAAGUGUGCACAUCUUUCACUCAGGGAGCGUGAGGUAGAGCUAGAUCGAGAGCUACGUCACAGGGUUAUACAGCCCCCCACUCACUGCAGUGCUAGAUAGAACUUUCUGGAAUAACGCAAAUCUAUUACAAAUAUAAACGUUCUGUCACAACUAAAAUACUAAAUUGGGGAAGUCCAAUCGUUUGUGAGAUAUGGCAUAUACAUUUUAUUUAAUACAUUUGGAUCGCUGGGUUCCACAGCGACAUCAUUUAGGAGAUAAAUGUUGUGAGCACAGUGUUUCUGAUCAAAUCAACAAUUAUCUUCUAAUGUAUUUGUGUGGCUAUGAUGCCAUCUUUAGAGCACAGGAUUUUCUGCUUGGUUUCCAGAGCAUUGAAAGAGAGAUGAAAUAGGCUACUACCGAGGUCUGAUGAUGCUUCUGACAAUAUAGUAGGCUAAAAGGCGUGUUGUGUUGGGUUGGGUGAUGUGCUAAAUUCUGAUGUAGGCGAUUCUGAAAACUGCCGGUGUGAUGUGUUUUAUUAGCAGCCCUCUCCUGUGUGUCUUGUUGCAUAAACUGGUUGCUUUUUCCUCCUUGAUUUUUUACAUUUACAUUUUAGUCAUUUAGCAGACCCUCUUAUCCAGAGCGACUUACAGUUAGUGAGUGCAUACAUUAUUUUUUUAAUUUUUCAUACCCCCGUGGGAAUCGAACCCACAACCCUGGCGUUGCAAACGCCAUGCUCUACCAACUGAGCUACAUCCAUGCCGGCCAUUCCCUCCCCUACCCUAGACGACGCUGGGCCAAUUGUGCGCCGCCCCAUGGGUCUCCCGGUCGCGGCCGGCUACGACAGAGCCUGGAUUCGAACCAGGAUCUCUAGUGGCACAGCUAGCACUGCGAUGCAGUGCCUUAGACCACUGCGCCACUUGAUGGGCAGAGAUCUCAGAAAAGGUCAAAUUGUGAACCCGUGACCCAAAUGUAUCACUUAAAAUGUAUAUGCCAUAUCUCACAAUCGAUUGGACCUUCCCAAUUUAGUAUUUUUGCGGUGACAGAACGUUUAUAUUUUUCGUAGAUUUGCGUUAUGCAAAGAUAUAUCUAGUGCUGCAGUGUGUGGAGGGCUGUAUUAACCCUGUGACGACCUGGUCUCAGAGCAAUUAGUAUUAUUCUGUACGUAAUUCUGAGAAACUCCAUUUAGUGGGAUAUGUUACGUUUGGUAUGGUUACAUAAGACAGAUGAUUACUUAAGGCAAAAACAAAAGGAGGGUGGUUGGUCGGGGUGGAUAAAUUGGAGUAUAAUGUGAACGUCUAGCAACUCGUUGCGAGUUCGAAUUUCAUCACGGACAACUUCACCAUUUUAGCUAAUUAGCAACUUUUCAACUACUUACUAUUUUUUAGUUACAUUGCGACUACUUACCAUGUUAGCUAACCCUUCCCCUAACCUUAAUCCUUCACCUAACCUUAACCCUUUUAGCUAACCCUAACCUUAACCCUUUAACCUAACUCCUAAACUUAACCCUAACCUUAACCCUAACCCCUAGCCUCGCUAAUAUGAAUUGUAAUUCGUAACAUAUCAUACAAAAUGGGUGAUGGUCAUCCACUAAUUAAUAGAAACCAUACAAAACGUAACAUAUCAUACUAAAUGGAGUGUCUCGGAUUUACGUACAGAAUGCUCUAGCUCUACCUCGCUUUCCCUGAGUGAGAGAGGUGCGCACUUUGACAGACAGUCUAACUAGGAGUCAGAAGGGUUUAGGGACAUAGACAGAUUUUCUAAAUGUGCCGUUAUUCCCCUUUAAUGUUUCAAACAGGAAGUGGCUGUGUAUGAUGAUGUCAUAUUGCUGGGUUUACCUUUAAAGCUGGAAUCCUUAAUUGCUGAAACUGCCAUGUCAGUUUGGGAUAUCACAACAACAGAGUUAUUGCAAACAACAAACACUGUUUUUUUUCUCUCCAACAUCAUUGCAUACACGAUAGAACAGCAGAAAAUGUACUACAGUGGAGGCUGGUGGGAGAAGCUAUAGGAGGACGGGCUCAUUGUAAUGUCUAGAACGGAAUACAUUUAACCAUAUCAAACCAUAUGUUUGACUCCAUUCCAUACGGAUAUGAUAUCUUUAAAGCCCACACUGUCAUUUGAGAUUCAGGCUACUGUCUCCUGCUAUGCAUUUGAGUGUUCAUAGUUUCUCACUAAUCAAAUAACAUACGGCUAAAUUGACGGUUUUGACAAUGCAGUCCAGUGUGUGACCAUUCUGUACUAUGUUUGUGAUCUCCAGAUGAUCGCCAGAGGGAAGAAUGCCUCAGACCUCUUCCCAGCCGUGGUGAAGAAUGUGGCCUGCAAGAACAUUGAGGUAAGUCUUGGAGCCAGCCAGCCAUCCUACAUAUACCGUAGCAUGAAGUUGAGGUCACAUAUACAUUAGACAUUGAUCGCUUCAAUACAUUUUUAUGGGGGGUAUUGUCUGGCCCGAGUGUUACUUUUUGGAUCUUUGAGCCGUGCAUAGGCCUAUAUAUCGAACUGUUAAUACCUACAUUGGAGAAAUUGCCCGUUAUUUUCAUUUAGUUAAUUAUCUCAAGCAGACAAUGAAGCAAACAAUAUAGAGGCACAAGAGUAAUUGAAGGCUUGGCUAUGUUUAGGUUGUCUUGCAUCUAGACUGAAUGUUGCUCUGUUUCAUGUGAAACGAAGUGUGGAUGCGAGGCAAAUAUUAAGGUGUUGGUUUUGCUUAUAGACUGCCAAUGAAUUAAUAGAAGCAUUGUAGACUGAUAAUUGGCAGGUUUUGGGAGAUAUAUCCAAAGGUGUGUUGUACUGUCAUGUCUCCCCCCCCCCCCUCUCUCCUCCCCUCUUCCCCUCUCUCCUCUCUCCCUCUCCUCUCCCCCCCUCUCUCCUCUCUCUCUCUCUCCUCUCAUCUCUCUCCUCUCUCUCCUCUUCCCUCUCUUCCCUCCCUUCCCUUCCCUCUCUUCCUCUUCACCCUCUCUCCUCUUCCCUCUCUCUCUCUUCCCCUCUCUCUCCUCUUCCCCUCUCUCUCCUCUUCCCCUCUCUCUCCCCUCUCUUCCCCUCUCCCCUCUCCCCUCCCCUUCUCCUCUUCCCUCUCCUCCUCUUCCCCUCUCUCUCCUCUUCCCCGCUCUCUCUUCCUCUCUCCCCUCCUCUUCUCUCUCACUUCCCGCUCUCUCUCCUCUCUCCUCUCUCUCUCCUCUCGCUCUCCUCCCCCCCUCUCUCUCCUCUCUCUCCUCACUCUCCUCCUCUUCCCCUCUCUCUCCUCUCUCUCCUCUCUCUCUCCUCUUCCCCUCUCUCUUCACUAUCUCAGGUGAAGAAGCUGGUCUAUGUGUACCUGGUGCGCUAUGCUGAGGAGCAGCAGGAUCUGGCUCUGCUGUCCAUCUCAACCUUUCAGAGAGGCCUGAAGGUCAGUCACCUUGCCCAUAACCACAGAUCUAGGAUUAGAUACCCUACCCCUGAUCCUAACCUUAACCAUUGGAGGGAGACAAAGAUAUCUGUCCCGAGACCUGUGGUCAGUGGCAACUUCUAUCUACUCCUCUGGAGUAAAGGUGGUCCAUUAAGUUGGGAACACACGACAUGAUGUCAGAAAUCCUAUGGUGUUGUUAUGACGAGACGAAGAUAGUUCUAAUAUCAAAGUCGUAAGAUGUAUUUAUUUUUGCUUCACAAACACACAGCAGGAGCAGGGGAUUUCUCUCCAGCCAUUUUACAAUAACCAUCUGUUUCACAUGCUCUCCUAGCUGAGAGGAGAUACUAGCGGAGGUUAAUAAAAUCUCUCUCACAGAUUAAUAGCCAAUCGAUAGUUAAUUCUGAGAUUAGAGUUCUCAGUUUUUUGUCACUUUAUCCUCGCUGCCACAUGUAAGGCAGCAACAACAACACAACUAGGUCCAAAAAGUUUGAGGCUUGACACAUGUAGCAUAUCAGUAGGUUUCUCCAUGGUUGAUGGUCAUGCUAUUUGUGACACUUCACUGAAUCCACACUGGACCUACAGAGCCUCCCAGCAGUAAAGAAUAGCCAUAUGUGGACCUUCCAAGUGAGGUGCUUGAGGCAUCACUACAGACCUGGGUUCGAUCCCGGGCUGCGUCACAGCCGGCCGUGACCGGGAGACCCAUGAAGCGCUGUCUCUGUCUCUCUCUGUCUCUUUCUAGGACCCUAACCAGUUGAUACGGGCCAGUGCUCUGCGUGUGCUCUCCAGCAUCAGAGUCACCAUCAUCGUUCCUAUCAUGAUGCUGGCCAUCAAAGAGGCUGCCUCCGACAUGUCCCCCUAUGUGAGGAAGACGGCCGCUCACGCCAUCCCCAAACUCUACAGGUAUAACAGGGAGGGGGGUCUGUGUCUGUACGAGAGAGAAAGAGAUAUAGACAGAAAGAGAGAAAAGAAAGAGAGAGAGAAUCCAGCUCCUUGUCUUCCUGACACAUGUCUCCUGUCUCCUCUCAGCUUGGACCCAGAGCAGAAGGACUGUCUGAUUGAGGUCAUUGAGAAGCUCCUGGCUGAUAAAACCACGGUAGGUGAAAUAUUUUCCAUUAGCCAACCCUGUAUGCCCUUUACAAGGGAAACUAUGACUGAAAACAUAAGCUCAGGUAAAUCCAUGUUCUGCUUUGGACUAUAGGUGGCAUUACAGGCUUGGGUGAAUGGUACCGUAUCAGGUUGUGUUAAGUGUGAAAAUGAUACUUACAUGCCUCUGCCAAAGUAAACAUAUGGGCGUUUUCUGAGCUUACGGUAUUUACAGGACUUACAGAAUUUCUCUCCCUCUGACUGUGCCUGCAGCUAGUGGCAGGUAGUGUUGUCAUGGCCUUUGAGGAGGUGUGUCCUGAGCGCAUAGACCUGAUCCAUAAGAACUACCGUAAGCUGUGUAACCUGCUGAUCGACGUGGAGGAGUGGGGUCAGGUGGUCAUCAUCAACAUGCUCACGCGCUACGCCCGGACGCAGUUCCUCAACCCCAACAUGAACGUGAGUACAGUAGAUCCCCACAUACUGUGUCUUCGUGGUUGUGUGCGUGCGUGCGUGUGUGUGUGUGUGUCUAUGUUACUCCACUCAUCCCUCCCUCUCUCUAUAGGAAUCCCUGUUGGAGGAGGGUGGUGGAGAGAACGCCUUCUAUGGCUCUGAUAAUGAUGAUGACACCGAAGAUGAGGAAGACGAGGAGAAGGAGAAGAAGAAGACUGAGGCGACUGCCAUUGUCAAGAGGAAGCCUUACGUCAUGGACCCAGACCACCGGCUACUACUGAGGAAUACCAAGCCCCUACUGCAGAGCCGAAACGCAGCAGUGAGUAUAAUACUACUAUUACUACUCCUACGACUUCUACUACUACUACUACUACUACUACUACUACUACUACUACUACUACUGCUACUACUACUAAUUAUUCUUUCUCUCUUCCUCCUUCUCUCUUCUCUCUAGGUGGUGAUGGCUGUGGCUCAGCUAUAUUUCCACCUGGCACCCAAAGCGGAGGUAGGCGUCAUUGCCAAGGCUCUGGUGCGCCUCAUGAGGAGUCACAGGUCAGUGUCACCUGUCUUUCCCAUUGUCUUCCCAGAGAUUUAGUCAUUGUAACCGACGCGUUGCCAUGAACUAUCUAUACUCCGUACAGAGUUGUCAUGCUAUCUGACGUGAGACAGUGCUCUCUUUCCAUUAGAGAAACUCAACACCCUGUUCUAAAUUUCUUAUAGAAUUUGAAUAUUCUCUUAUCAACUACAUUGUCAUAACUUCUAUGGUUAUAUUAGUCUCGUUAAUUUACAGAUGUAGGGUCUUAAUUUGACAAGUUUCUCACAGCAGCAAAAUAAUCCUGCAGCAACAGGAAAUGGGAAUUAUUAUGUGGAUAAUAAUUAAUGGACAUUAUUGCAGGGGUUGAUACAUUUUUUGUUAGAGCAAAUCAAUUCUGACAUUUUAAGGUGGAAAUCGCUAACUUUAGAAGCCUUUUUAAACCUUGAAUACACUACAAGUUUGCAUUUCCUGCAGCGCAGGAAAAUAAUCACACGACAGGGUGAUCAAAUUAAGAUCCUACACCUGUACAUCAGAGUUUUUAUAUUGUUUGAAUGUGUUUGAGUAUUAUUAUAAUUUCAAUUGCAGGGUGUCACAAUAGCCUAUUCCUUUAAAUAAUAUUCUCAUUCUCAGAUGUAAUAUAACUCUAAUAAAAAAAAAAUUACAUUUUUUUGUCAUUUAGCAGACGCUCUUAGUGCAUACAUUUUUUUUUUUUUUUUUUGUAUGUUAUUUUUAUCUUUUUUAUUUUAUUUUUAUACCCCCCGUGGGAAUCGAACCCACAACCCUGGCGUUGCAAACGCCAUGCUCUACGAACUGAGCUACAUCCCCUGCCGGCCAUUCCCUCCCCUACCCUAGACGACGCUGGGCCAAUUGUGCGCCGCCCCAUGGGUCUCCCGGUCGCGGCCGGCUACGACAGAGCCUGGAUUCUAACCAGGAUCUCUAGUGGCACAGCUAGCACUGCGAUGCAGUGCCUUAGACCACUGCGCCACUAGAGUCCACAUAAAUGGGACCAUAGAGAAGAACAGGCACAAACAGUAAACAAUGUCAAAAAAGCAAGGAAAUUGCUGUGUCUCAUCCUGUCUGUCUAACCCCUGCUCUUUAGUUUAUUUAUGGUGUUGUGGAGCUGCGUGCACAGUGAUGAGGUCAUCAGUCAGCAACGAGGGAAUUUCACCAUGAAAUUGCUCAGAGAACAGGCUACAUCCAUCUGCCCAGGGAUGACUUCAGUAUUGUCACUGUGUGACGUGACAACAGCUACAUCUCAUAGUGUGUGUGUGUGUGUGUGGAGAGGCAGCUGCAUGCAAUUAAUUAUAUUCAUGUUCUCUCUCACUCUUCCUGCCCCCCCCCCCCCCCCCCCCCCCCCCCCCCCCACCUCCUCUCUAUCCCCAUGUAGUGAAGUGCAAUAUGUCGUCCUUCAGAAUGUGGCAACGAUGUCCAUCAAGAGAAGGGUGAGUCAUAACUCCAACAAUAUCUCCAAAGGGUGCAAAAGGGGGCUGUAUUGAAUGGUCAAAUGGAUUCAAGAUUGUUUAGGGGCUGAUUUGUUUGGCGCCUCAGAGGUACUGCAUGGGGUCUGCAGCACAAUCUAAAAUGAUACCUGUUAUUUGUCUCUGUGUUUCCCAGGGGAUGUUUGAGCCAUAUCUGAAGAGUUUCUACAUCCGCUCCACAGACCCAACCCAGAUUAAAGUCCUCAAGGUGACCAAACACCUCUCACAUUGACAUGCAUUCCUUUCAUGUUACAGUAUGCUGCGACAAGUUGACAUUUCAGAACUUUAAUCAUAGUCUUGAUUGUUUUGACAGCUGGAGGUUUUGACCAAUUUGGCCAACGAGACAAACAUAUCCACCAUCCUGAGAGAGUUUCAGGUACAGUAAAAUGGAUAAGACUUCUGUCACCGUUUCCAGGUUAGCUUGACUGCCAUUUGUGAUAAGGAGGAUCAUUUGUUUUGCUUUCCUGUGUAUUUGGAUACAUUUGUCACUAAGGGGUGCAUGGAGGUACAGUACAGGUCUGCCUACAGUGGCUUAACUUCACUCCAUGUUUUCUCUCUGGCAGACGUACAUUAAAAGCAAUGAUAAAGAUUUUGUGGCUGCUACCAUCCAGGCCAUCGGCCGCUGUGCCACCAACAUUGGGGAGGUGAGGGACACCUGUCUCAACGGCCUGGUGCAGCUGCUGUCCAACCGCGAUGGUGAGUAGACCUAACACUCUUCCCGUUCAGACACGCAUUACAUUUUUGCAUUGUUAUUGAGACUUCUCUUACACCAAUUCAUAGUUUGCCAAUAGUCCAGAAGCAAGUCUAUUCAUGCAACGCAUCCCUCAGGGACACGCCACACCACUAAGUCCAUACAUGGAAUGUACAUAGAUGUCAACAAUAGAAAGUAUAAAAGAAAAGAGGACAAAUGUUUUUUUGAAAAACUAAAGUUAAGGCAUUCAGUGAGUCUCAGAAAUUCAGUGUGUGAAAUAGAUCAAAGGUCUUAAUAAUUCUGCAUAUCCCCAUGAUUUUAUUAUUCUCGUUUUUUUCUUCUUACAGUAACUAUUAACAGUUGAACAGGGGGAUGUUCAUUUUUUCCACUUUGACCAUUAAACCAAAUCAGAUCUUAACGGUGUUAUAUACUCAUUUCAACCAAAUCUUUAUGAAUGUAUUUUCUCAGAGAAAAGGUCAGUCUUUCCAUCACAAAGACCUCAUGUAUCACAUUUUUAGUCAUUUAGCAGACACUCUUAUCCAGAGCGACUUGCAGUUAGUGAGUGCAUACAUUUUUUGUAUAUAUAUAUAUAUAUUUAUUUUAUUUUUUAAAUUUUUUAUACUGGCCUCCCGUGGGAAUCACAUCUAUCCAAUCAUUGAACAUGGGUGCCUCCGGUUGUAACCAUUUUCUAGUGAGGGCUUUCUUACUUGCUACUAGAAGUAUCCCAAUCAAGUGUUUGUCUAAAGCGUCCCUGAGAUCAAAUGUAAUGUUCCCUAAAUACAGGGCCUCACCUCUGAAUGGGACAUCAACACUAAAUACGUCUACCAUGCGUUUAUGCACAUCCUGCCAGUAUGGGACAAGUUUAGGGCAUUCCUAAAAUAUGUGGUAAUGGUUUGCUUCUUUAGGCCCGCAUAAUCUCCAACACGCCAUUCCAUUACCCAGAUGUCUUUUCUGUAGAGCAAUAAAGAACUGCAUAAUAUUUUUCCAUCCAAAUUCCCUACAAGUCAAAUAGCUUGUUGAUUUCCAUUGUAAUUGGCAUAGGGUUUCCCACUCAUCCACAGAAAUGACCAUGUUACCCUCCCUUUCCUAUUUCUCCUUCUAUAUACAGUAUAGUGUAUUUUCAGAUUUGGACUUUGUAUAGCCAUUGUAUAGCCUGGAGAUAGUUUUGCUGCAUGUUUCUGAUUUAUAAGCAGAUAUUAAUAUUUGAAUAUGCCAUGUUCUAUAGUCUCCGAGUCCUCCACCUUUAUGAUUUCAUCAAAUUGGUGACAUAUUUUGAGAUAUUAAUGGGAAUCUUGACAUUCUAAUCCUUGGCUCUCUCUUAGUACCGUACUUGAAAGCUUUGAAGUGCCCCCUUGUGUACUAAAGUACAGAAGGCUGAGAGGCCUCUUGUUGCCCAUCCUUUAAACUGAAAUCUCAUCUAUCUUCUCUCCUCCCUCCAUUUCCAUCUCUUUAAUGUGGUUAUUCUGUCUAAUCCAUUGACUCAGGGGUUCUAUAAAUAGGGUGAAGAGGGGCGAGGUCAGGCAUCCCUGUGUCAAACCCCGUUCUUAUACAAAUGGGUUUGAGAGGUCACCAUUGAUUUUAAUUAUUGCUGAUGGUCUAUCAUAUAAUGCCUGAAAUGCUUUAAUAAUGUCCUCAUGGAAUAGAUACAGGCCCAUCUGACAGAAUCAAAGGCCUUCUCAGCAUCCAGGCACAAUACAAUGGCUUCUACCUUAUUCCCUUGGAUAUGUAUGUAAUGUUCAUCUAAUGUUGUACUGAGUGUGUCUGUCGGAUAAAGCCUGUCUGGUCUAAGUGAAUGAGCUCUGGUAAGAUAUUUUAUAUUCUUCUGGUUAGAAUAGAUGUGUAUAGUGUAAUCCAAAUUUAGGACCGUGAUCUGCUUUAUUGGCCACAAUCUAGUCCAUCGUUCCCUUCCAUCUGUAUAACUGAACUGAGGAGGGGAUCUCACCUUUCUGAAAUGCCCAGUUAAAGGCUGCAAGUAAACUUGGGAUAAUCUGUUCUCUAAAUGAUUUAUACCAUUCAGAGGUGAAACCGUCCGUACCCAAGGAUUUGUUUGCUUUUAGACUAGUCAUAGCUGUAUUUAAUUCCUCUGUUAAUUUCUGAGAUUAACAUCUCAUUCUGUUCUUCAUUGAUGGUGGAUAAGUUCAGUGAGUUAAAAAAUGUGUCUAUCUGUAAGUCAUUGUCAAAGUGUGGUUGGGAGUGUAGGAUUCUGUAAAACAUUUCAAAACUAUCUUGUAUCUCUUCUACUUUAUGUUCAAUUAUUUUUGUUUGGGGGUUCCUAAUCUUGCAGACAGUGUUAUCUGCUUGUUGUCCCCCACAAGGAAAUCAAGCAACAAUUUUCCCAUAAGGACCUAUAAACUCAGUCCAUUAAAUUUUCUGCAAAUUAGGCUUUUUGAUUUGAUUGUUUUUCUCUCUCUCUCUCUCAUUAAUCCAAGCAACCUACAUUUGAAUAAUUGUCACUAAUUGGCCAAGGGGGGGGGGGGACUGUUGCCUUGUUAUUUUCUCAGUCUAAAGGCUAAAAGUUUCAUAGACUUACUGCCUACUUUAUAGGACCUCUGUUUGAGGAAUAGAAGCUUAUUUUGUAUUUCUUGUGAAUACAUUUCUUCUAUUUCAUUCUUCAUCUUUUUAAUUUUUUGUUUCACCUUGGGAUCUAGAGUGUUAUGAGCCCUUUGUAAUUGUUUUAACUGAGAUUGCAGUUUAUUAAGUUUCUCUCGUCUAUUCUUCUUUAAAAGAGAUUUGCAUACAUCCCAGAGCACAGACGGUGACACCUCACCAUUGUCAUUCUGUUCCAGAUUUCCAGUUUCAUUUGUACUUUCGUCUGUGGGUUAUUCAGAAUAUUUGAGUUCAACCUCCAGAGAGUCGAUCUUGGUCUAUUAUUCAAACACAUGGACGUACAAUGAGUAUACCAAACAUUAGGAACACCUUCCUAAUAUUGCGUUGCACCUCCCCCCUCCCUUUUGCCCUCAGAACAGCUUCAAUUUGUCAUCGAAUUUACUAUACAAGGUGUCGAAGGCAUUCCACAUGGAUACUGGCCCAUGUUGACUCCAAUGCUUCCCACAGGUGGUAGAACAUUCUUGAUACACACGGAAAACUGUUGAGUGUGAAAAUACCAGCAGCGUUGCAGUUCUUGACACAAACUGGUGCGCCUGGCACCUACUACCAUACCCUGUUCAAAGGCACUUACAGUGCAUUCGGAAAGUAUUCAGACCCCUUGACUUUUUCCACAUUUUGUUACGUUAGUCUUAUUCUAAAAUGUAUUAAAUUGUUGUUUUCCUUCAUCAAUCUACACACAAUACCCAAGUUUUGGGUUUGAACGUACAUUCAUGUCGCCUCCACAUAUCAGGAUUCCCUGUGCUUCAGCUGACAUCAUAUCAAACAUUUCCUCUCAAAGACCAAUGUGAUAUAACAAAAGUUCAAUGAAGGUUGUUGAAUAACAAUGUGAACAUGUGUCGGUUGCAGAGUUAGUGGUGGCCGAGUCAGUGGUGGUGAUUAAGAAGCUGCUGCAGAUGCAGCCCGAGCAACACAGUGACAUCAUCAAGCACAUGGCCAAACUCACCGACAACAUCCAGGUACGUGUACAUAGGCCUCUGAUCUUAACCUUGACCCCAUAGUGUAACUACAUGAGGUGCUCUUUUUCUUGUCAUUGUUUUUGGUUGUUGUUGUUCAUAUUUGUCCCCAAACCUUCACAACAGUCCUGCUUGGUUUUGCUGGUUCAUUUGUCCCCAAACCUUCACAACAGUCCUGCUUGGUUGUGCUGGUUAAUUUGUCCCCAAACCUUCACAACAGUCCUGCUUGGUUGUGCUGGUUCAUUUGUCCCCAAGCGUUCACAACAGUCCUCCUUGGUUGUGCUGGUUCAUUUGUCCCCAAACCUUCACAAUAGUCCUGCUUGGUUGUGCUGGUUCAUUUGUCCCCAAACCUUCACAACAGUCCUGCUUGGUUGUGCUGGUUCAUUUGUCCCCAAUCCUUCACAACAGUCCUGCUUGGUUGUGCUGGUUCAUUUGUCCCCAAGCCUUCACAACAGUCCUGCUUGGUUGUGCUGGUUCAUUUGUCCCCAAACUUCACAACAGUCCUGCUUGGUUGUGCUGGUUCAUUUGUCCCCAAGCGUUCACAACAGUCCUGCUUGGUUGUGCUGGUUCAUUUGUCCCCAAACCUUCACAACAGUCCUGCUUGGUUGUGCUGGUUCAUUUGUCCCCAAACCUUCACAACAGGCCUGCUUGGUUGUGCUGUGAGUUUGUUUUGAUUAAGCAACAAAUAGGCACUUUUGUUGAAAAAACUAAUUGUUAAUUGUAUUGUGUUACUAUUGUAUUAUGAUUGUAUUUCAGAAAUUGUAACAUAUGACCAAUAGCCAGAGCUAGCUCUUCCAGUUUCUCCACUUGAUCCAUCCUGUUUGCCCAAUGUCCAUGCUCUGUCUGCCUACACAGGUGCCCAUGGCGCGGGCCAGUAUCCUGUGGCUGAUCGGGGAGUACUGCGAGCACGUUCCCAAGAUCGCUCCGGAUGUCCUGAGGAAGAUGGCCAAGACCUUCACCAACGAGGAAGACAUCGUCAAGCUGCAGAUCAUCAACCUGGCUGCCAAGCUCUACCUGACCAACUCCAAACAGGUGAUGCAGUUAUAAUGCAUUUAAGACUUGUGAUGAGCAUGUAUGACCCCAUUAUAAUGUCUUAUAACAUCUCCUGGCUGCCAAACUCUACCUGACCAACUCCAAACAGGUGCCAGCAUCUACACUGAAUAAAAAUAUAAACACAACAUGUAAAGUGUUGGUCCCAUGUUUCAUGAGCUGAAAUAAAAGAUCCCAGAAAUGUUCCAUACGCACAAACAGCUUAAAUCUCUCAAAUUUUGUGCAAAAAUUUGUUUACAUCCCUGUUAUUGAGCAUUUCUCCUUUGCCAAGAUCAUCCAUCCACCUGACAGGUGUGGCAUAUCAAGAAGCUGAUUAAACAGCAUGAUCAUUACACAGGUGCACCUUGUGCUGGGGACAAUAAAAGGCCACUCUAAAAUGUGCAGUUUUGUCACACAACACAAUACCACAGAUGUCUCAAGUUUUGAGGGAGCAUGCAGCUGGCAUGCUGACUGCAGGAAUGUCCACCAGAGCUUUUUGUAAGAGAACUGAAUGUUCAUAAGCUGCCUCCAACAUUGUUUUAAAGAAUCUGGCACAGAGACACCGUGAUGAGAUCCUGAGGCCCAUUGUCAUGCCAUUCAUCCACCGCCAUCACCUGUUGUUUCAGCAUAUGUGAAUAAGACAGACACAGCACUAGGCUAUAUUUUCCCUGUUACUUUAUUCCCCCUUCUCUCUCAUGGUUCUCUAGGGAACAGCUGGUACAGCAGCUUGUAUUUGUAAAGCCUUUACCAAAACACUGAGAAAACAGUGGGUUUAGUAUGCAGUGGUGUAAAGUACUGAAGUACAAAUACUUCUUAAGUAGGUUUUUUGGGUAUAUGUACUUUACUUUACUAUUUAUAUUUUUGCCAACUUCUACUUUUACUUCACUACAUUCCUAAAGAAAAUAAUGUACUUUUUACUCCAUACAUUUUCCCUGACACCCAAAAGUACCUGUUACAUUUUGACAGGAAAAUGGUCCAAUUCACACACUUAUCAAGAGAACAUUCCUGGUCAUCCCUACUGCCUCUAAUCUGGCGGACUCACUAAACACAAAUGCUUCGUUUGUGAAUUAUGUCUGAGUGUUGUAGUGUGCCCCUGGCUUUCCGUCAAUUAAAAAGAAAAAAUUGUGCUGUCUGGUUUGCUUCAUAUAAGGAAUUUGAAAUGGUUUAUACUUUUACUAUUACUUUUGAUACUUAAGUAUAUUUAGAACCAAAUACUUUUAGACUUUUACUCAAGUAGUAUUUUACUGGGUGACUUUCACUUUUACUUGAGUCAUUUUCUAUUAAGGUAUAUUUUACUUUUACUCAAGUAUGUCAAUUUAGUACUUUUUCCACCACUGUUAAUAUGGCCACAUCCUUUAGCUGCUUUAGCUCCCCAGCUUCGCAGCAGUGUCUUGUAUCAAACCCUUUCACAAGAUGGCAGAGAAGCAGAUCAUCUUCUCGUUUUACUGCACAAGCAGGCUUACUCCCUUUUUGGAUAAAAACACAUCCAUCUCUCCGUUAAAGCAUAUUUUCCAUAGGUAGGAAGAGAUUUAGACUUUCAGCAUAAUUCAAUAUGGUACAGUCAAGGCUCUUCUACAGUCACUACUAUUUCUAUGGUCAUUCCACCAAUGAUCCACUGGUAUGAUACAGUCAUCCCUAUGGCGCUGUCCACGGUGCUGAAAUACAGGACACUGCAAUGUAACACACCAUCUCUCUCUCGCCCUCUCUCUCUCUCUCUCUCGGUGUCUCUGGCACCAAUCUGUAACCUCCCUCCAGAUGAAGGUAACAUUCUCUCUCUUUUCCCCUCCUCCCACACUCCCUCCUCCCUUGUUCCUCUCCUCCCUCAGACAAAACUGCUCACUCAGUACGUGCUGAACCUGGCCAAGUACGAUCAGAACUAUGACAUCCGUGACCGGGCGCGCUUCAUCCGCCAGCUCAUUGUGCCCACUGACAAGAGUGGUGCCCUCAGCAAGUAUGCCAAGAAGCUGUUCCUGGCCCUCAAGCCUGCGCCCAUCCUCGAGUCUCCAUUUAAAGGUGUCUUUCAUCAGAUGGUGUUCUUUUACUAGCCUGGUCCCAGAUCAGUUUGUGCUCUCCUGCCAACGUCUAUGGCGAUAAUGACCGCAGAGUUGGCAAGAUAGCACAACCAGAUCUGAGACCAGGCUAAUCUCUUACUAUUUCUGCUUCUGUUUUGUGUUGUCAGACAUGAGCCUUUUAAGUAUUUUUUGUAAGUAAACAUAGUCCUAACCAUAAUUCAUACCAUAGAGAUACAAUAUAAUCAUGUUUUAUGUAAUUAUGUGGAUCUUACUGUGUAAUUUCUCUGUGUUUUCCAGAUCGAGACCACUUCCAGCUGGGCUCGUUGUCCCACCUGCUGAAUGCCAAGGCUGGCGGCUACCAGGUGCUGCCCGACUGGCCCGAGGCCGCCCCAGACCCCUCUGUGCGCAACGUGGAGGUGAAGGAGUCUGUGCGUGCAGUGGAAACAGUAACAGCCAGAGACAGGGGGCCUCUAGGGGCCCCCCAAAACCCGAGGGGAGCCCGAGGGGCACUCCUCUAGUAGGGCAAUGCCUUGGAGGGGGCGCAACACCACCACCAAAUUGCAGUAGCACCCAAACACUGACACAUAACACUGACUUCAUUAAUCAUGACCACCUGCCAGUCAUUCACUGGUCACUCACUGUUCAUCAGCAUAACGUCAUCCUCAUAUGCACUACGCACAUCCCUAUUGUCUCCCAUGCAUUGUCAAUGGGAUGCUGCUGCCGCACAUACUGCCAUUGGUGCCAGAAUGUGUCCUGUAAAGGGUUAAUUCUGUAUUGGUCAAGUUCAAGGACCCAGAUUCAUGAACUGUAUGGUAUGCCCAAUAAACAUUAUUACGUAACAGCUAAUAACGUAACAGAAUGAAUCUGAAAUUGACUCGGUAACAGGAAUGACCUGUCCCAGCGUCAACUCCGAUCAACUGGUAACAGAGUGGAGUAUUGUUAUGCUAAUGACAGCUGAGGCUAGUUAGCUAUCACCUCUGAGCACAUGCGCACACUAGUGAAAUUGGGAAAUCACUGUCAGGCGUCCGCUAGUAAACUCUAGCUGGCCUAGCUGUGGCUUACUGGCCAAGUUUAUCCAAUACUAUGCUACCCAUUAGACCCCUCGCUGCUCUGGCCUCUCUAGGGUAGCAAACACCCCUAGUUUUCUUCUGUUUGAUGCCUAAUGAAAACGACCCAGCAAAUGUACUGUUACUAAAACACACCACACAGACUCAAAUUACCACCAUGCAGUAUAGUCUCGCCAAACUCCUCUAAUUACCCAAACCACAGAGGCUCCCUUUUCGCCACACCUAUCAUUCCAUGACAUCAAAUCAAUAUCCUUAAGUCUCGCUCCUUACAUCCAAACCCUUGCGCUGGAGGAGUGAUUAGAAUUCUUGAUUUGAGAUUGGUUGUUCCAUUGGGUUAUCGUUGCUCCGUGAACGGUUUAUGUUUGUUUUAAAAAUGGUAUUUUCAUUCCCAAUGGUUCUGCAUUCAUGUGUAAUUCAUGACCAAAGCAGAUUUCCAGACGAGGUCACAUGUGGAUUUGUAUCUGGUGACUUUUGACCUUUUGACCCCAUGACCUCUCUCUCUCUGCCCUCGGUCCGCAGAUAGAGGAGGUCAUAACCAGCAGUGAGGGGCGGAUCGGCUUGCUAGGAGACAGGCGAGAGGUGCCGUCCGUUUGAGAGUGCAGUGUGUUUUUACUGACUGCUCUACUCUCUCUCUAGUUUCUCUGUACCACUCAAACUCAAACAGGGCGCUUCAGUAAUUUAAAGAGCGAGUUCAUCCAAAUGACUAAUUCCAGACACUUGAAGGGAUAGUUUGCCCAAAUAACUAGUUGAUCUUAUCGUAUGGAUAGUCUAGCUACACUCUUAGAAAAAAAGGUGCUAUGUAGAACCAUACAGGGUUCUUCGGUUUGUCCCCAUAGGGGAACCCUUUGAAGAACCCUUUUUGGUGCUUUGCAGAGGAUUCUAUCCAGUGGUGGAAAAAGUACCCAAUUAUCAUACUUGAGUAAAAGUAAAGAUACCUUUAAUAGAAAAUGACUCAAGUAAAUGUGAAAUUCACCCAGUAAAAUACUGUAAUUAUUAAAAAAUAUAUAUAAAUGCAACAUUUAAAGUGUUGGUCCCAUGUUUCAUGAGCUGAAAUAAAAGAUCCCAGAAAUGUUCCAUACGCACAACAACAUUAUUUCUCUCCCAUUUUGUGCACAAAUUUGUUUACAUCCCUGUUAGUGAGCAUUUCUCGUUUUCAAAGAUAAUCCUCCACCUGACCGGUGUGGCAUAUCAACCGGCCUCUCAAUCGCAGACCACGUGUAUUGCGUUGUGUGGGCGACCAGUUUGCUAAUGUCAAUGUUUUGAACAAAGUGCCCCAUGGUGGCGGUGGAGUUAUGGAAUGGCAGGCAUAAACUACAGACAACUAAAAUAAUUGCAUUUUAUCAAUGGCAAUUUUAAUGCACAGAAAUACCGUGACAAGCUCCUGAGGUCCAUUGUGAGGCCCAUUUUUUAAAAGAUAUCUGUGACCAACAGAUGCAUAUCUGUAUUCCCAGUCAUGUGAAAUCCAUAGAUUAGGGCCUAAUUAAUUUAUUUCAAUUGACUGAUUUCCAAAAAAGGACUGUAACUCAGUAAAAUCUUUGAAAUUGUUGCAUGAUGCAUUUAUAUUUUUGUUCAAUAUAUUUGGUUAUCUAUUUAACUAACUGUUUUCCAGUCUUAUGGCUUGGGGGUGGAAGCUGUUCAGGGUCCUGUUGGUUCCAGACUUGGUGCAUUGGUACCGCUUGCCGUGCGGUAGCAGAGUGAACAGUCUUUGACAAUUUUUAGGGGGUUUCCUCUGACACCACCUGUUAUAGAGGUCCUGGAUGGCAGGGAGCUCGUCCCCAGUGAUGUACUGGGCCAUACGCACUACCCUCUGUAAAGCCUUGUGGUCGAUGCCAAGCAGUUGCCAUACCAAGCGGUGAUGCAACCGGUCAGGAUGCUCUCGAUAGUGCAGCUGUAUAACUUUUUGAGGAUCUGAGGGCCCAUGCCAAAUCUUUUCAGCCUCUUGAGGGGGAAGAGGAGUUAUUGUGUCCUCUUCACGACUGUGUUGGUUCGUGUGGACCAUGAUAGAUCGUUAGUGAUGUGGACACCGAGGAACUUGAAGCUCUCGAUCUGUCCCCAGUCUACUAUCAGCUCCUUUGUCUUGCUGACGUUGAGGGAGAGGUUGUUGUCCUGGCACCACACUGCCAGGCCUCUGACCUCCUCCAUAUAGGCUGUCUCAUCGUCGUCGGUGAUCAGGCCUACCACUGUCUUGUCGUCAGCAAACGUAAUGAUGGUUUUGGAGUUGUGCACGGCCACGCAGUCGUGAGUGAACAGGGAGUACAGGAGGGGACUAAGCAUGCACCCCUAAGGGGCCCCCAUGUUAAAGGUUCAGCAUGGCGGAUGUGUUGUUGCCUACCCUCACCACCUGGGGGCGGCCCGUCAGGAAGUCCAGGAUCCAGUUGCAGAGGGAGGUGUUCAGUCCCAGGGUCCUUAGCUUAGUGAUGAGCUUGGAGGGCACUAUGGUGUUUAACGCUGAGCUGUAGUCAAUGAACAGCAUUCUCACAUAUGUGUUCCUCUUGUCCAGGUGGGAGAGGGCAGUGUGGAGUGCAAUAGAGAUUGCGUCAUCUGUGGAUCUUUUGGGGCGGUAUGCGAAUUGGAGUGGGUCCAGGGUGUCUGGGAUGGUGUUGACGUGAGCCAUGACCAGCCUUUCAAAGCAUUUCAUGGCUACAUACAGUGGGGAGAACAAGUAUUUGAUACACUGCCGAUUUUGCAGGUUUUCCUACUUACAAAGCAUGUAGAGGUCUGUAAUUUUUAUCAUAGGUACACUUCAACUGUGAUAGAUGGAAUCUAAAACAACAAUCCAGAAAAUCACAUUGUAUAAUUUUUAAGUAAUUAAUUUGCAUUUUAUUGCAUGACAUAAGUAUUUGAUCACCUACCAACCAGUAAGAAUUCCGGCUCUCACAGACCUGUUAGUUUUUCUUUAAGAAGCCCUCCUGUUCUCCACUCAAUACCUGUAUUAACUGCACCUGUUUGAACUCGUUACCUGUAUAAAAGACACCUGUCCACACACUCAAUCAAACAGACUCCAACCUCUCCACAAUGGCCAAGACCAGAGAGCUGUGUAAGGACAUCAGGGAUAAAAUUGUAGACCUGCACAAGGCUGGGAUGGGCUACAGGACAAUAGGCAAGCAGCUUGGUGAGAAGGCAACAACUGUUGGCGCAAUUAUUAGAAAAUGGAAGAAGUUCAAGAUGACGUCAAUCACCCUCGGUCUGGGGCUCCAUGCAAGAUCUCAUCUCGUGGGGCAUCAAUGAUCAUGAGGAAGGUGAGGGAUCAGCCCAGAACUACACGGCAGGACCUGGUCAAUGACCUGAAGAGAGCUGGGACCACAGUCUCAAAGAAAACCAUUAGUAACACACUACGCCGUCAUGGAUUAAAAUCCUGCAGCACACGCAAGGUCCCCCUGCUCAAGCCAGCGCAUGUCCAGGCCCGUCUGAAGUUUGCCAAUGACCAUCUGGAUGAUCCAGAGGAGGAAUGGGAGAAGGUCAUGUGGUCCGAUGAGACAAAAAUAGAGCUUUUUGGUCUAAACUCCACUCGCCGUGUUUGGAGGAAGAAGAAGGAUGAGUACAACCCCAAGAACACCAUCCCAACUGUGAAGCAUGGAGGUGGAAACAUCAUUCUUUGGGGAUGCUUUUCUGCAAAGGGAAUAGGACGACUGCACCGUAUUGAGGGGAGGAUGGAUGGGACCAUGUAUCGCGAGAUCUUGGCCAACAACCUCCUUCCCUCAGUAAGAGCAUUGAAGAUGGGUCGUGGCUGGGUCUUCCAGCAUGACAACGACCUGAAACACACAGCCAGGGCAACUAAGGAGUGGCUCCGUAAGAAGCAUCUCAAGGUCCUGGAGUGGCCUAGCCAGUCUCCAGACCUGAACCCAAUAGAAAAUCUUUGGAGGGAGCUGAAAGUCCGUAUUGCCCAGCGACAGCCCCGAAACCUGAAGGAUCUGGAGAAGGUCUGUAUGGAGGAGUGGGCCAAAAUCCCUGCUGCAGUGUGUGCAAACCUGGUCAAGACCUACAGGAAACGUAUGAUCUCUGUAAUUGCAAACAAAGGUUUCUGUACCAAAUAUUAAGUUCUGCUUUUCUGAUGUAUCAAAUACUUAUGUCAUGCAAUAAAAUGCAAAUUAAAUUACUUAAAAAUCAUACAAUGUGAUUUUCUGGAUUUUUGUUUUAGAUUCCGUCUCUCACAGUUGAAGUGUACCUAUGAUACAAAUUACAGACCUCUACAUGCUUUGUAAGUAGGAAAACCUGCAAAAUCGGCAGUGUAUCAAAUACUUGUUCUCCCCACUGUAUGUGAGUGCUACGGGGCGAUAGUCAUUUAGACAGGUUACCUUGACGUUCUUUGGCACAGGGACUAUGUUAGUCUGCUUGAAACAUUUAGAUAUUACAGACUGUGUCAGGGAGAAGUUGAAAAUGUCAGUGAAGACAAUUGCCAGCGCAUGCUCUGAGUACUCAUCCUGGUAAUCCAUCUGGCCCUGCGGCCUUGUGAAUGUUAAUCUGUUUACAUCGGCUACGGAGAGCGUGAUCAAACAGUCGUCCGGAACAGCUGGUACUCUCAUGCAUGGUUCAGUGUUGCUUGCCUCGAAGCAAGCAUAGAAGGCAUUUAGCUCGUCUGGUAGGCUUGCGUCACUGGGCAGCUCGCGGCUGGGUUUCCCUUUAUAAUCUGUGAUAGUUUGCAAGCCCUGCAACAUCCGAGUGUCAGAGCCGGUGUAGUAGGAUGCGAUCUUAGGCCUGUAUUGACGCUUUGCCUGUUUGAUGGCUCGUCAAAGGUCGUAGCAGGAGCUAUCAAACAGGCAAAGCGUCAACACAGGACUAAGAUCGAAUCCUACUACGCCGGCUCUACGUCUACGUCGGAUUAGUGUCCCAUUCCUUGAAAGUGGCAGCUCUUGCCUUUAGCUCAGUGCGGAUGUUGUCUCUAAUCAAUGGCUUCUGGUUGGGAUAUGUACACACAGUCACUGUGGGGAUGAUGUCAUCAAUGUACUUUAUUAAUGAAGCCGGUGACUGAUGUGGUAAACUCCUCAAUGCCAUCGGAUGAAUUCCGGCAUAUAUUCCAGUCUGUGCUAGCGAAACAGUCCUGUAGCUUAGCAUCCGCUUCAUCGGACCACUUCUGUAUUGAGCGCGUCACUGGUACUUCCUGUUUGAGUUUUUGCUUGUAAGGAAUCAGGAGGAUAGAGUUAUGGUAAGAUUUGCCAAAUGGAGGGCGAGGAAGAGCUUUGUAUUUGUUUCUGUGUGUGGAGUAAAGGUGAUCUAGAUUUUUUGUCUCCUGUAGUUGCACAGGUAACAUGCUGGUAGAAAUUUGGUAAAACAGAUUUAAGUUUCCCUGCAUUACAAUCACCGGCCACUAGGGGCGCCGCCUCUGGAUGAGCAUUUUCUUGCUUAUGGCCCUAUAUAGCUCGUUGAGUGCGGUCUUACUGCCAGCAUCGGUUUGUGGUGGUAAAUAGACAGCUACGAAAAAUAUAUUCCAACUCAGGUGAGCAGAACUGCGAAAUAUUAAUAUUAGAGAUCGCACACCAGCUGUGGCACAAUAUUCAAGUGGCACCAUAUUCAAAAGGAUUGGUGUUUGAUGUCAGUGCGGAUUGGUUUAGAUGGGAAUUAAUUGGUAUGAUUACUUAGUUGAGCCUGUAAAGGAUGGUCAAUUGCUACAGGUAUUCUAUGACCGUAUUUCUAGAAUGAAUGCUAUAGACGUCAAAGUCAGCUCUGUCUCUUAUAGCUAUUUAUAUAAAGAGAAAGUUUCAGUUUUGAAAUGGUCCAUAGCUAGAUGGAUAGUUAGGCUACUGGUCUCUAAUGUCAGUCACUGAGAUUGGACUUGAGGAAGUGGUACAGUUUGUGUAUUUUGCGUGUGAACUGCCGUGUUUGACUUUUACUUGUUGUGCGGUGUGUGCCAACCUUGUUUCCAAUCCGAAAUCUGCCUUUCUCGAUCUUCUAUGUUCUUCUCUUCAUGUGUUCCACCAUUCAACUCCCACUGGAUUCAUUCAAUCUAGGUUGCACUACCGUAGCGAAGUUCAAUAAGCAAACACCACCUCAUGCUUUACCAUCGAUAUAUAGUCUUUGAUAUUGGAUGUACUGUAAUGAUUAUGAUAACCAUAAGUAAUUGUGAAUUUGUAAACUUUAUUAAGUUAUUUAAUAACUUGGUUAAAGUAAGUUAACAAAUUCCUAAUUGAAGUAAUUUCAAGUUGUUGAAGUAAUGUUUAAGUACUUUGGUAAUGUUGUUUAAUGAAUGCUUAAUUAUGGUAAUUUUGUCAAAGUAUGUUAAAUAAUAUAUUUUAAAGAGAGUAAGGUAAAGCCUUGUAGUAACAAUCGCUUAGAAGUGAAAACUGUUUUUGAACAUCUACAGUAUUGAGUAAGUGCAACUUGAAUCCCUGUCCGUUUAUUUUUUGCCUUGUUUUUUUUAUACCUCUUUCUAGUCUUUUCUUUCUUUUCUCAUCUCACCUCCAUCCCAAUCUUUUUCUUUCUUCCGUCCUGCCAGGUUAUUACGCUGCUCGAAAGAGUCACAACUUUAACCAGCGUGAGUCUGUCAGUGGCAAAGAGCUUGCCUCUAUGACACCCCCCCCCCCCCCCCUCCCCAUAGCGCCAAAGUGCUUUUUGACACCCCUGGCGUACCGUAGCUGCUGUUCUGUGCCUACCUAACUCAGCAAAACUACCCAACUCAGCACCCUCCUCUGUCUCUACCAUUAAAGAGUCGAUUCCUUCAGAAGAGUUGACAGUCCUCCCACUUCUUCAAACUUCCCUUAUUCUUACUUGUUGUGGUUGUUGUUGUUGUUGUUGUUUUUUGCAUGUAAGAGAAACAACUAACAUACUGUACCAGUAAGAAUAUAAAAUAAUACACCCUCGGUUAAUACAAUACAUUUUAAUGUUGUUACAUUUUUCAGUGGCAGGACAUUGACUGCUCCUGGAGGACAUCACAUCUUUAUUGGAACUACUCCGGUUAAAUAAUCUAAAUCAAACACUAUUACAACUGGCCAUGAAGGCAUCACCUGGUGCUGCCACCUAGCUGUGGAAAACAAUAAAUACAAGUUAAACAUGGUAUACAGUACAUGUUAUGACAAUUGUGUUGACUAGAGCUUCACGGAACUGUACCAUAAUGGAAGCCCAUAUGGCUAGUUGGUUUGGUUCACAGGGUCAGCCCCAUGGGGAAGCGGUCAUGGUCAUGCUGCGUCUUCUAUCCUUGGCUGCAUCCGAAAUGGCACCAUAUUCCCCUAUGCGGGCCCUGGUCAAAAGUAUUGCACUAGGGAAUACGGUGCCAUUUCGGAUGAACCCCUCUUCUCUGCUUCCAUUGAAACGCUUCGGACGUGGUGGUGACACGGCUGACUCUUUGACCUCUGACCUCUUUGCCAGGUGCCGGAGUGGACCAAGUGCAGCAGCCGCGAGAAAAGAAAAGAAAAGAAGGCGGACAAGCCAUUCUACUCUGACUCGGAGGGCGAGUCUGGCCCAACCGAAUCUGCUGACAGUGGUAACUAGGGCUGCUUACUUCCAUACACAACCUCACAACCCCCUUCACCACACUUCCUAACAUGAAGAAUAAUACAGUGAUAACGUAAAAAGCGUUUGUGUGUGUGUGCAUCUGUGGAAAUGUUUGCCUAUAUGUGUUUUAUGGUGUCCUAUGAGUAGGGUUGAAAAGGGAGGGUAUAUUACUGUCAACUUUCUACGUUUACCAGUAAACCACCGGAAUUUGGGAAACCUUCAAGGAUUCUAUAGAAUUUUCAUAAAGUGUCAAAUAUAUAAAAUAAUAUGAUUUUAAAAUACAAAAUUAAAUGAUAAAGCUGUAAAACAUUAUCCUAAAUAUAACCCAUCAACUUAGUGAAUACCGUUGGUGUUUAAUAUCAGGGUUUCAGCAUGAAAUAUCCUUUUUACACACUUUUAUUUAUUUUACUAUGUCAAUAUGUCUUUGUUGUAAAUGUUUUGGAGGCAGUUGUGAAAACAGCCAAUAGCUGGGAGAGUUGCAGAGUUAAUUGAAAAUGAUGCCAUCGUUUAUUCUAUGAUUUUUUCAUUAAUUAGCCUAUUUUCCACUACAACCUCAUGGAAAAUGUGGAGACAGAUUUACAAAAAAAUGAAUAUUUUAUAUCAAAAGUAUAAAUUACCAAAGUUAUAAUAGAUUGCCAUAGAUUACCUGUUAAUAAAAAAUUACUGAAAAUGCCAGUAACUUUGGUAAAUUACAGGUCUUUUGCGACCCUACCUAUAAGUAUAUCAGACAGAAUCUGUGUAGGAUGGGAUGAAUAUAAACCUUUCCUCUCCACCCCCAGUAUCAGACACAGCCAGCGGCUCAGAGAGUGGCAGUGGCAGUGAGGAGAGCGGCUCGGGAUCCGAGAGUGAGGAGAGCAACGAGGAGUCCGAGUCUGCAAGUGAGGAGGAAGAGAGGAAGAAGAAAAAGAAGAAUGUGGAGAAGAUCAAAGCAAGGAAACCUGUUCCAGAAAGUGAAAGGUAGCACACAUUUUUCCCUUAAAAAGAUGUUCCGGAAAAUUGAAAACUACCUCGUUCUUUUUUAUACCUCACGUUUUGGACUCGACAUGUCAAUGUAUGGCUCAUACAUGCAUAAUAAACUAUCUACAUUCUAACCUGCCAUCAUUUAGAAUAUGCUCGUUCCUGUGAUGUAGCGAACCCCCGCUCUGAAGCAAGUUUUCAAGUGGUUGCAUGCAUUUACAUUUACAUUUUACAUUUACAUUUACAUCAUUUAGCAGACGCUCUUAUCCAGAGCGACUUACAAAUUGGUGCAUUCACCUUAUAGCCAGUGGGAUAAACACUUUACAAUAUGUUUUUUUCUUUUUUUUCUUUCUUUCUUUGGGGUGGGUGAAGGGGGGUAGAAUGAUUACUUUAUCCUAUCCCAGGUAUUCCUUAAAGAGGUGGGGUUUCAAGUGUCUCCGGAAGGUGGUGAGUGACUCCGCUGUCCUGGCGUCGUGAGGGAGCUUGUUCCACCAUUGGGGUGCCAGAGCAGCGAACAGUUUUGACUGGGCUGAGCAGGAACUGUGCUUCCGCAGAGGUAGGGGGGCCAGCAGGCCAGAGGUGGAUGAACGCAAUGCCCUCGUUUGGGUGUAGGGACUGAUCAGAGCCUGAAGGUACGGAGGUGCCGUUCCCCUCACAGCUCCGUAGGCAAGCACCAUGGUAUUGUAGCAGAUGCGAGCUUCAACUGGAAGCCAGUGGAGUGUGCGGAGGAGCGGGGUGACGUGAGAGAACUUGGGAAGGUUGAACACCAGACGGGCUGCGGCAUUCUGGAUGAGUUGUAGGGGUUUAAUGGCACAGGCAGGGAGCCCAGCCAACAGCGAGUUGCAGUAAUCCAGACGGGAGAUGACAAGUGCCUGGAUUAGGACCUGUGCCGCUUCCUGUGUAAGGCAGGGUCGUACUCUCCGAAUGUUGUAGAGCAUGAACCUACAGGAUCGGGUCACCGCCUUGAUGUUAGCGGAGAACGACAGGGUGUUGUCCAGGGUCACGCCAAGGCUCUUCGCACUCUGGGAGGAGGACACAACAGAGUUGUCAACCGUGAUGGCGAGAUCAUGGAACGGGCAGUCCUUCCCCGGGAGGAAGAGCAGCUCCGUCUUGCCGAGGUUCAGCUUGAGGUGGUGAUCCGUCAUCCACACUGAUAUGUCUGCCAGACAUGCAGAGAUGCGAUUCGCCACCUGGUUAUCAGAAGGGGGAAAGGAGAAGAUUAGUUGUGUGUCGUCUGCGUAGCAAUGAUAGGAGAGGCCAUGUGAGGAUAUGACAGAGCCAAGUGACUUGGUGUAUAGCGAGAAUAGGAGGGAAUACUGGUCUGUAGUUGUUGACAUCAGAGGGAUCGAGUGUUGGUUUUUUGAGAAGGGGUGCAACUCUCGCUCUCUUGAAGACGGAAGGGACAUAGCCAGCGGUCAAGGAUGAGUUGAUGAGCGAGGUGAGGUAAGGGAGAAGGUCACCGGAGAUGGUCUGGGGAAGAGAGGAGGGGAUAGGGUCAAGCGGGCAGGUUGUUGGGCGGCCGGCCGUCACAAGUCGCAAGAUUUCAUCUGGAGAGAGAGGGGAGAAAGAAGUCAAAGCAUAGGGUAGGGCAGUGUGAACAGGACCAGCAGUGUCAUUUGACUUAACAAACAAGGAUCGGAUGUCGUCAACCUUCUUUUCAAAAUGGUUGACGAAGUCAUCCACAGAGAGGGAGGAGGGGGGGGAGGGGGGUGGAGGAUUCAGCAGGGAGGAGAAGGUGGCAAAGAGCUUCCUAGGGUUAGAGGCAGAUGCUUGGAAUUUAGUGGUAGAAAGUGGCUUUAGCAGCAGAAACAGAUGAAGAAAAUGUAGAGAGGAGGGAGUGAAAAGAUGCCAGGUCCGCAGGGAGUCUAGUUUUCCUCCAUUUCCGCUCGGCUGCCCGGAGCCCUGUUCUGUGAGCUCGCAAUGAGUCGUCAAGCCACGGAGCAGGAGGGGAGGACCGAGCCGGCCGGGAGGAUAGGGGACAUAGAUAGUUGAAGGAUGCAGAAAGGGAGGAGAGGAGGGUUGAGGAGGCAGAAUCAGGAGAUUGGAGGGAGAAGGAUUGAGCAGAGGGAAGAGAUUAUAGGAUGGAAGAGGAGAGAGUACCGGGAGAGAGAGAGCAAAGGUUGCGACGGCGCAUUACCAUCUGAGUAGGGGCAGAGUGAGUAGUGUUGGAGGAGAGCGAGAGAGAAAAGGAUACAAAGUAGUGGUCGGAGACUUGGAGGGGAGUUGCAGUGAGAUUAGUAGAAGAACAGCAUCUAGUAAAGAUGAGGUCAAGCGUAUUGCCUGCCUUGUGAGUAGGGGGGGACGGUGAGAGGGUGAGGUCAAAAGAGGAGAGGAGUGGAAAGAAGGAGGCAGAGAGAAAUGAGUCAAAGGUAGACGUAGGGAGGUUGAAGUCACCCAGAACUGUGAGGGGUGAGCCAUCCUCAGGAAAGGAACUUAUCAAGGCGUCAAGCUCAUUGAUGAACUCUCCAAUGGAACCUGGAGGGCGAUAAAUUACAAGGAUGUUAAGCUUGAAUGGGCUAGUGACUGUGACAGCAUGGAAUUCAAAUGAGGAGAUAGACAGAUGGGUCAGGGGGAAAAGAGAGAAUGUCCACUUGGGAGAGAUGAGGAUUCCUGUGCCACCACCCCGCUGACCAGAUGCUCUCGGGGUAUGCGAGAACACAUGGUCAGACGAGGAGAGAGCAGUAGGAGUAGCAGUGUUUUCAGUGGUAAUCCAUGUUUCCGUCAGCGCCAAGAAGUCGAGGGACUGGAGGGUAGCAUAGGCUGAGAUGAACUCUGCUUUGUUGGCCGCAGAACGGCAGUUCCAGAGGCUGCCGGAGACCUGGAACUCCAUGUGGGUCGUGCGUGCAGGGACCACCAGGUUAGAGAGGCAGCAGCCACGCUGUGUGAGGCGUUUGUAUAGCCUGUGCGGAGAGGAGAGAACAGGGAUAGACAGAGGCAUAGUUGACAGGCUACAGAAAAUGGCUACAAUAAUGCAAAGGAGAUCGGAAUGAAAUGAACUAAACAUCUGGGAAAGCGAGAGAGCGGGGCCUCCCUCACUUACGUUUCACUGAAACACCCAAAUAUAACUCUCCCAACUUCCACCUCAGAAACUAUAAUUGUUGUAAACUACCGCGGUUCAAUGUUUUCUAGGAAUAGACUAACUUAGUUUAUUCAGCUAGCUAACUUGGUACAGUAUUCUUCCGUGAAAACCGUCCAGGGCAUCUAGUCAUAUGACGCCACAGCCAACUAGCAUGCCGGACUCCAACAACACGGUUUAGCACCAAUACUCGGCCACAACAAACCACCAGUGUGUCAACACGCCAAGCAGAUCAUUCGUGUCCGUGUCUAAUGUUGUGGGUUAGUCCCGACAGCUUGAGCGAGUCCGUCGUCAACUUAUUCAGCCAGUUAGUUAGCUAGAAUAGUUAGCAUACUAGCUAGCCAUUGCUUUCUGCCAACGAAGAAACCCGUCCUCCCACGGCACGAACACACAGAGAGAGCCAAGCUAACGUUAACUAGUCACCCAUGUCCCGAAUUCCCUUGAACGACUCUGGCUACCAGUAUGUAAAAACAAAACACAAAUGUAGGUUAUAACUUACCAUUAGUUAGCAUGCCUUACCAUUAGUUAUUUUGAUAACAGUGAAAAUACAUUGAAUGCAUCAAUCAAAUCCAUGCAUCAUAAGUGAGAAAACAUUUACAAUUAUAAGUUAUAUCUAUUAGACCUUGGUAGUGGUUUCAUUUAUCUCUUUCAAUGCCUUUCUCUGCAAACCAGAAAAUGUUGUGCGCUAAAGAUGGCAUUGUAGGCACACAAAUACUUUAGAAUAUCAUUGUUAACCCAAUCAGAAACACUAUGCUCACAACCUGUAUCUUGCUGGUGUAUUUUGUUUACAUUUUUGAAUAUAUUGUGGAAUAGGCUAUAAGAUUUUUACAAGGCACGCAUCCAUCCAUCCCUUUCGUGAAUCGCAACACAACACACAACUUUGAUGCGCUCGAGAAAUGUAUACUGCAAACUUUCACCCACUUUUUAGAUGAACAAUUAUUGGCCUACCUUGGUAUUUUAUUAGGACCCCCAUUAGCUGUUGCGAAAGCAGCAGCUACUCUUCCUGGGGUCCACAUGAAACAUGAUAUAAUACAGAACAUGAAUAGACAAGAACAGCUCAAGGACAGAAGUACAUCCAGCCAACAUGUCAGUACAUACACACAAACUAUCUAGGUCAAAUAGGGGAAAGGUUUUGUGCCGUGAGGUGUUAGUUUAUCUUUUUUUUUUUUUACCAGGUUCGCUGUUCAUUUGAGCAGUAUGAGAUGGAAGGGAGUUCCAUGCAAUAAUGGCUCUAUAUAAUACUGUAUGCUUUCUUGAAUUUGUUCUCGAUUUGGGGACUGUGAAAAGACCCCUGGUGGCAUGUCUGGUGAGGUAAGUGUCAGAGUUGUGUGUAAGUUGACUUUGCAAACAAUUUGGCAUUUUCUACACAUUAAUGUUUCUUAUAAAAAGAAGAAGUGAUGCAGUCAGUCUCUCCUCAACUCUUAGCCAAGAGAGACUGGCAUGCAUAGUAUUUAUAUUAGCCCUCUGAUUAUAAUGAAGAGCAAGACGUGCCGCUCUGUUCUGGGCCAGCUGCAGCUUAACUAGGUAUUUCCUUGCAGCACUACACCACACGACUGGACAAUAAUCAAGAUAAGACUAAACUAGAGCAGGACUUUUUCGAAUGCGGUGUCAUGCGGAGCAUCUCUUAAUUACGGACAGACCUCUCCCCAUCUUUAUAACCAUUGAAUUUAUAUGUUUUGACUAAGACAGUUUACAAUCUAAGCUAACACCAAGUAAUUUAGUCUCCUCAACUUGUUCAACAGCCACACCAUUCAUUACCAGAUUCACCUUUAUGUUGUGUCAACCGGCCAUCCAAAUAAAAUAAUUUAAUGUGUCCACCUUUUUUCUUUAUAAACUUUCACACACGUAUUCCAUGAUAUGGGGUAAUCCAAUGUAGGCAAUACUACAGCUGUUAAUUGCCAGCGAUCAUCAUUCAUCACGUAGGCAUAUGAUAUAAUUGAGACACAACUUUCAAGGAGUAGGAUAUUUGAUGCAAACAUAAGUAUACAUUUUCGCUUACUCAUUUGCCAUACUAAUCUGAUGAGACCAUGCGCUACAAUGGGAGCUAUAAUGGGAACUAGCCUGCGACAACCGAGUUUGAUGGACAAUGUUGAUUGGCAGGUGGAUUGAUGUCCAAUGAGGUUGCAAGGGUAAAUUGGGAGGCGGGAUCAGCACAGUAUCAGCACAGUAUUGUCCAAUGAGGUUGCGGGGUUAGCCCAACAUGAACACCACAGAGUUUUUUUUAUUUUCUUCGGGCACACGCUACAGAGGCUCGAGAACAAUAAUGGGAUGACGUGCACAAUUUUCGGGGACACGUUUUGGCUCGUGAGCGCUACUUUCAAAACUACUGGCUAAAAUUAGACAAAACCGUUAUAACGCAUCUUUAAUAUCAAAAGUUGAAAUGUUUAGUUUUUUUCUUUACUUUUUUAAUUCAUAUUAAAAAGGUGUGUAACCAAGUAUGUAACCCAGAGACUGUAGUCAAAAUCUGUAGCAGAGCACUAGGAAAUGCAAUCCUAUGACAUCAAGAGCUCUAAAGAUGUGAAAUUCCUUCAUUAAACCUUUGACACUUGUUGACCAUUGCAUCACAGUGAGCAGAGCAGUGGAGAGGAUGAGAAGAAGAGUGAGAGGAAGAGCAAACCGCGGAUUGGUAGCUCCGAGUCUGAAUCCGAGGAGGACGAGGAUAGUGAAUCAGAGAGCAGCGAGUCAGAGGAAGAGGAGUCAGAAGAGGAGUCAGAUGAGGAGACCAAGAAGAAAAAGAAGGUGGGUAAUGAGAGAGAGACUCGAAAAUACACAUACUACAGACACACACACACACAGAGACGUAACACACACAUUCUACAUUGGCAUUAUCUGAUGGUUGGCAUAAAGCACAUUUGAUAUUCUUCGAUGUCAACAUUCCCAAUGUAUACAGUAAACUAAUAAACUUAAAGGGCAAUUCUGCCACUUUUCAACCUCAUAUUCAUAAUCUCCAGCACCAACCAGUGUCUACAUAUGUGAAAACAGUGCGUUUCUGUGGUUAAAAAGACAAGAAGAAAGGUCAUAAAGAAAUGCUUCUCUGUGACAUCACAGGCUAGGAUUAAAAGUAAGAAACUGCAAUGAGUUUCUACCCCAAGGGAGGGUCUUUUCUUGCUCCCUGCGAAUAUCAUAGUGUUUGAAAAUCACUAUUUUUUUCUACCAAAUCUAGAAAUUAGCAAUUUUCACAUGUAUUGACACUGGUAUUCAAAUCAAAUCAAAUUGUAUUGGUCACAUACACAUGUUUAGCAGAUGUUAUUGCGGGUAUAGCGAAAUGCUUGUGUUUCUAGCUCCAACAGUGCAGUAAUAUCUAACAAUUCACAACAAUACACACAAUACACACAAAUCUAAAAGUAAAAUAAUGGAAUAAAGAAAUCUAUAAAUAUUAGGACGAGCAAUGUCGGAGUGGCAUAGACUGAAAUACAGUAGAAUAGAAUACAGUAUAUACAUAUGAGAUGAGUAAAGUGACUAGUGUUCCAUUAUUAAAGUGGCCAGUGAUUCCAAGUCUAUGUAUAUAGGGUAGCAGCCUCUAAGGUGCAGGGUUGCGUAACCGGGUGGAAGUCGCCUAGUGAUGGCUAUUUAACAGUCUGAUGGCCUUGAGAUAGAAGCUGUUUUUCAGUCUCUCUGUCCCAAUUUGAUGCACCUGUACUGACCUCGCCUUCUGUGCUGGAGAUAAUGAAAAUUAGGUUGAAAAGUCGUGGAGUUGCCCAAGGCACUACUUUCAUUUACCGGUAUCUGCAAGUCCAGCCCUUAUAUUUAGCCUCACAAUUAAGUGUUUUACCAUUUUCUUUUCAGGUUAACCAGGGCUACAAGUAGAACACAAAAGAGUUUAACAUAAACAGUUGUAUUCAUGAGUAUUAUUGACAAAUGUCAAUAAAAGAAACAAGGUCUGCCAAGUAAAAACCUGAUGAUAAAAUUGAAUUUAAGUACAGAAAUUGUUUGCUCAGUAGGAAAUUAAUAUCCAACUAGUCAGUGGCAAAUGUGAAGUUUGGAGUUUGUGACAGCAACUAUGUGAGCUUAUGUCCUGGGAUUUCCUAUGAUCGUCAAUGUAGAAAAACUCCAUACCUUCAAACUACUCUUGUGUGGCUUGUGAGCGUCAUAGAUCAAAACACGCACGCAAAACAUGCACGAUUACAUGUACGUCUUCGUGAGAGUCUCAGCUUUCCAUAGAUGGGUUUGUAGCUCAAACCAUUCCGACUUUACAGACGUCUUUGUGAGAGGAACCGGCCCCAGAACCCUUUGGGAUCCGCCCUUGUCUCACAAACACCGCCCUAGCUCAGCCCACGUUAAUCACACAGACUAGUGGUUGGUUUCAAAGGAUGCAAAAGAGAUGAAUCCAAUGGUUCAACAGAAGUCUGUAGCUCAAACACACAAUGUUUAAAAUGGGUUAGAAGUCCAAAACGCCCGGCGUCACGUUGGGUAUGUAUGAACAUACUCCUUUGCUUUCAUGCACAAGUGGUAAUAUCGUUUAUAUCUAUUUACUUUUGUUCCUCCUUUAAACACUAUAUUCAGGUGGCAGGUCUCCUUUUGCUUGUGGGUUAGUUUCUCUUUCUCUUAUUUUCAGACCACAGCAUCUAAACCUCCCUCCAAACCACCCAAAAAAGAGAACAAGAAAGACAAGAAAGAAAUGUCUCUGCUUGAUUUUGAUGACUGUAAGUUCACCUCCUUUUUACUAAACCCACGAUACCAGGAAUACAGUGACACACUACACUUUCCCCCUCAAGUAGUCCUACAUAGAAUUUGAAUGGGAUGAUGAACAAUUGAUCAUCGAUGUCACUGGAUAAGUCUAUUUUAAUUAUGUGCAGAUUUAUUCUCUAUUAUUUAAAAUUGUACAUAAAAUGUUUAAAAUCAAAUAUAUUUGUGUCUGUGGUACUCAACAUUGCAACUUCAGAAGUCCACGAUCACCAUUGUCCAUGAUACUGAAUCACCGCUAUUUGCUUGUUUGUUUACAUUAGCACAGCAUCAGACUAUAAAUGAUUGCUUUCCAGUCUUUGAGAAAACGCUGUGCUCCUUCCUCUUCCUAGUUGACCCUGCUCCGUCUCCGUCUCAAGUCACGCCCCUCAACAACUUCCUGUCCAGCAGCCUAGUGACAGAUCUGGAGGGCUUAUCCCUGACUGACAACGUUCUGUCCCCUACGGUGAGUACCCUUUCUAGGACAUAAACUACCCCUAGCCCCUACCCCCGAGGGCCUGAGCACUUCAUGUAGAUGUAGCUUGAUAGAGAGAGAUACUGUAUGUAGAUAUAAAGAGAGAUUAAGUACCAUACAUUCAAAGCUUUAUAAAAUGUAAUGAGUGACGAUUUUACUGAAUAUUUUCGAAGAUGUAUAGUAUAUUUGGAUACAUUUUAGGGGGUAACCCCAACCGGGAUUCGAACCUGGGUCCAGUGACUGUCAACCCAACACUAUAGCCCUUACAUCAACAGAUCACUAUAACCCUCUGUUUCCAUACCUCAGACCAUCGCCCCAUCCUGCAACCUGAAGACCUAUGAGCUGCUCCACCGUAUCACCGGCGAGGGCCUAUCAGUAGAGUACUGCUUCAACCGCCAGCCGUUCAGCCCCGACCCACACAUGGUGGCAGUCAAAAUCCAGUUCACCAACAGCGCCACCUCCGAGGCCAAGAGCCUGCACGUGGAGGACGUCAAGUUGCAGUCGGGCAUGAGGAUCAAAGAGUUCCUUGAGAUCGGUCAGUCAACAUUUCACUACAGAAUUCCUCUUUUAAUAGUUUUGAAGAAGGGGUUCUAAAAGGGUUCUUUGAGGACAGGUAGGGUUCUACAUGGAACCCUUUUUUUAUCUGAAGAAGCCUUUUUGGAAAAGAUAAUUGAAAGAAAUGGUUCUUUGUUGGGUUAAAAUGUUCUACGUGGAACAAAAAAGAAACGGGAGCCAGUUUAAAUUUGAAUUACACAUCAGUCAUUCAGUGAUCUAUCUAGGUAGCUGUUUGUCAUUGUUUUGGGCUAGUUAGUGGACUGUCUCUUUUACCUAGUAUCUUGUGUUGUUUUCAGAGGUGUUACCUGCGGGUGAGACUGUUAGCGUGGUGAUGGGCAUCGACUUCUGUGAUUCCACACAGGCGGCCAACUUCCAGCUCUGGUAAGGAAGAGCCUGCUCCCAGAUGGCUGUAGAUUGCUUAGAUCCCAACUAGCGUCUGUGUACUUUCCCCUCCCCCCAUAUGGCCUGUCACGUAUCACCACUAGUGUUGCAAAAUUCUGGAAACUUUCCCAAAGUUCCUGGGUUUUUCAGCAAUCCUGGUUGGAAGAUUCCGAGUUGGAGGAUUCCCUACCUGCGUAUUCCCUCCUGGUUCCGGGAAUCCUACUGGGAAUUCUGGAAAACCAGAGAAUUCCUGGGAAAGUUUCCUGAAUUUUGCGACCCUAAUCACUGCACAGUAUUAUUGCUCUAUUCUCCUCUAUUCUCCUAUGUCAUGUCUUAUUGUUCCUUUGCAGCACUCACACCAGGAAGUUCUUUGUAUCGAUCCAGCCACCGGUUGGAGAGCUGAUGAUGCCGAUCUUUAUGACAGAAAAUGAGUUCAAAAAGGAGCAAGGUGAGCACAGGAACCACUGCAUGGAAAUUAACCAAUUUAACUAAAACAUCAAUGUGACACGAAACCCCCUCAAACACAUUUGAUAUGGGCCCCAUUUUGACUGUGCUAAAGAAACAAUGCUAGUGUCAACAAAGAGUAAUACAACGUUAUUGUUUUGUAAUAGUAAAAUCCCUGAAUUGAUGCAGUUUGUUUUGAGAUGUCUUUGCCUCUGGGUGUUGUUUUGGGUUGGUAUCCAAAAGAACACUCAAGAAUUUGUACAUUUCUGAGGCAAAUCAUAGUAUAUUUAUUUUUUCUCACUAAUGAAUGGCAGUUUCCAUCAGUCACUACACAAACUAACCCUAACAAUGGCAUGUGACUACUACCGCACUAUCACCUCUGACUUGAUCAAAUCCACACCCACCAGGAAACCUUGGUAUUCAUUCUAACCUGGUUUAAUAGCAAUGGUCACCCUUGGAGCAGAAUCACUAACACUGGGCAAGGCUUUCAACUCAAAUCCAACCAUAUUGUGUGUUUAAACGUGUCAUAUCCUCCGUUCUUCCCUCUUGAUACUGGUCCCAAUAGAGACGCUAUUACAAAGUCUAGGUAAGUUUCCUUUGAUAGAACUUGUUCUCGUCAGCUGUCUAUGUGCCACCUGCCUUAACAACCCACCCCCCAUACGAGACUCAACCUCUCCUCCCCAUCCUUCCCCUCAACAUCUCCUCCCUUGCUUCAAGCUGUUCCCCCCUAUAACCCCCUCAGCGAUGUCUAAUGCCUGGGAGCCGAUGACUAUUUGCACUAUGUAUCUCCAGUUCACUUCAAUGGCAGACACAAUUGACCUAACAUAACCUAACCUGCAUCCCAGCCUCUAACGUGUACUGUAGCUCCACUGGGAAUGACUGGGAAUGCUCCACUUAGAUCCACUAAUCCCGAAUCAAUGUCCUAGCACUAUGGAAUACUGUAGUUCCGGGAAUGCGCAAAGAGGAUGUCCGAUUUAGAAAAAGGCACUGCAUUUGAAACCAUUGCGCUCUUCUUUCACAGCAUUGAUUGUAUUGUAUUAUACAGGCUGUAAGACACAUGGGCUGUAACUAAUGCAUACUGUAGGCCACAUUCAUCACAUUCAGAUGUUUUAGAGAAAUAUAGCUAACUUAACUUUGUCUGAAUGGUGAGAGGACAGUAUAGCAUGCUGCUUCCAGUUAAUGCAUAUAAUGGUGUUUUUAUAAUACAUUACAAGUUAAUGUUCAUUGUAUUCUAGAUUUAGCGUGGAGGAAGUUUGUGGAGAAGUUUGCUGAAUUCAGCCAUAUAUAACUAAGACAUCACAGAACGAAGAGGGAACAUUUCAAUCUCUUUCAGGAAGCCUUUUCUAUGUUCAAGGAAGUUUGACAGUGAUAUAUGAGAAAAUGUGACAAAAAGACAAGCAGGAUAGAAAUAUGAGUUAUAGACCUGCAACCUGAUAAGUAAAGUAAUCCACGUGCAGGCUAUUCCCCUCGAACUCCUGUUUUUGGCAAAUAUCAGAUUACUUUCUUAUUCUUAGGAAAGUGUCACUGCCUUGUGAGUUUGUUUUCCACAUUAAGCACCAUGCUUAUUUAAUGGCACAUAUUUGUAGUCUUUUAAUCCUAAAGCAUAUUAUAGUGAGUGUAGUCCUAAGAGAAUUGUGCAAAUCCCAACCCCUUUAUGGUAGUAGACCCUAUAGAGUUUUAGAUUGUUGUAGCAUCAAAUGGUAUAUGGACACAAAUGCCUCCAUAUAGUAUGAGAUAUUACACAAGGAGGUUUGGUUGAAAUGUUAUGUAUUCACUGGACAGUCUCCUAUUUUGAAGGAGUCUGGUGUCAAUGAGCAUUCAUAAAAACAAAAUUCAAUUGGCCUUCUACAAACACAUGUUCAAUCUCACUCAAGCUGGAACCUGCAAUUCAUCUUUCCUCGAUUCCUCGAUUUCCUUGCAUCCCUAAAAAGUAUUGGAGAAGAAGGUCUGAUGGGAGGGACCUUGGACCGUCUCCUCCAAUACAGUUGAGAAGGAGCCGAGGAGAUAGGAUGCAAGGAAUCGCGGGAAGACGAAUUGAGAUGCUGAUGCAGACUCCUCGACCACUCAUCUUUUGACCGCUACUAUUUUGUACUGUCCUCAGGUCAGUUGAUGGGCAUGAAUGAGAUCACAGAGAAGCUGACCCUGGAAGAGAAGUGUCAGGGCGAGCACACUAUUGUCCAGAGGGUUACCACUGCCGCCAACCUCGGCCGAGUGCCCUGUGGCUCAGACAAGGAGUGCAGGUGAGAGGGGCGGGCGUUUGGAAAAGUUGUCAAAGUUGGCAGAUGGCGCCAGAAUACAUAUUGAUAUAAAAAAUUUUUAUUUGUUGAAUUAGUAUGUUGCAUGUUUUAUUAGACAGAGGAGAUAGUAGGGGAAUGUGUCAAAUAGGCAGUUAUGAAAUCAUGAAAGAGUGUUGCUGGUUUUGUGUCAUAAUAUUGAUUCAACUAUAAUUUGGUAUUUUUUUUUUUUUUCUUCAACUUCAUCUUUACUUCUGCUCUUUGAUCUUUGAACUUAGCCCUCCUGUUCCUCCUCCCCCGUUUACGAUUCACAGGUUCGCUGGGAAGACAGUGACCAGUGGCAGCCUUGUACUGGUCAGUGUGGUGACCAAAGAGGACGGGGCCGCCCAGCUGACAGUCAACUGUGAGAAAAUGGUGAUUGGCACGAUGCUGGUCAAGGAUAUCCUUCAGGCCCUCACCCAGUGAUGACCCCCAAAUCUUGACCCCUGACCUUUGACCCCAGCAAUUUCCUUCCUCUCCUAGAGCUCGGUUCUGUCUCCCUUUGCUCACUCACAUACAACCACACAUUCAUCCACUCCCGUUCCACAUACCCCCAAACUUAGAGUCCUCUUACUCUUCUUUUAAGAUACUGAUAGUCUGAUAAGAAUAUGUUGAAGACAGGUUUGAUCUAUCGACCAAUUGAUAUUCUGCAUGUAAUGCAGGUUUCAAACAAAUUAUGAUGAUUUUUUACUUAUAGGAGAGAUGCAUAUCUGGUGGGAAAUAAUGGGCCCCACUUUGUCUUUUAAAAUCACUUCUUUACGAACCGUCGUAACAAAUUACAGAAUGGCAUUACUGUACACGAUUUGUAAUGACAAUAAGUCAUUAAGAAUCAUUCCACUGAGCAAAUAAAAUCUGUGACGACGUUGAAUCAACAUGGAAAACUGAU
This is a messenger RNA of Coregonus sp. 'balchen', 44736 nucleotides long. The record is from the annotation of a GenBank genome assembly. NCBI's taxonomy places the organism in Eukaryota, Metazoa, Chordata, Actinopteri, Salmoniformes, Salmonidae.